Podarcis lilfordi (Lilford's wall lizard) is the source of this 74776-nucleotide messenger RNA. Lineage: Eukaryota; Metazoa; Chordata; Lepidosauria; Squamata; Lacertidae. The record is from the annotation of a GenBank genome assembly.
AAGUCCAUUGCGAGGGCCAUGCUGGGGGAAGCCGCGCUGCCCGGGCUCUUCCUCCUCCUCCUCCUGCAGCUGCCGGGCUGGGGGGCUGCCCUGCCCCGAGCGCAGCUCUUCCCCUUCGGGCCCCCGCGCGGCGACCGGCAGCUGCCCGACGGCGACGACGAGACCUCGGCUCCCGUGCAGCUGCCCAGCCCGCUGCUCUACUACGAGACCCGAUUCAGCCAGGUCUAUGUAAGUCCGACGCCCCAUAGAGAGAGAGAGAGAGAUCGGGGGACUUGGGGGGAGAGGAGCAGGGCAUUCGUCUAGGGCAGCCUUCGCCCAGCGGGUGCCCCGCAGAUCUUGUUGGACGGGACGGGGAUGGAUGUGCCCUGCAGCAGUGGCGUAGUGUGGGUUGUCAGCACCCGGGGCAAGGCAAGUAAUUUGCGCCCCCUAACCCAGUAGGGGCAGAGAGGUGCGAGUGCGCCCCCCAGAUGUUGCGCCCGGUGCGGCCAGCCCCCUGCACCCCACGCUACGCCACUGCCCUGCAGAUGUUGGGCGGGGCUGAUGGGGGUUGUGCCCUCCAGAUGUUGGAUGGGGCUGUACCCUCCGGAUUUUGGUGGGCAGGGCGUUUGGGUGUUGUCUGUGCCCUCCAGAUAUUGGGGGCUGGCGGGGCUUUCUCGUGCCCUCCAGAUGUGCCGUCCGGGGCGGAUGGGAGUUGCCAUCCAUCAACAUCUGGAGGGCACCAGCUUGGCAAAGGCUGGUGUCAGGCUCCUGGUUGGAGGAUGGUGCCAGCCCCAGGGAGAAGCCAAGGACUCACCCCCCCCCCAUGGCACCACCACCCUGCUGAGCCAGCCCAGAGCUGUGCCAGAUGCCAGAGGCAGGGAGGGGUCCUUGGCCGGGCAUCUGUUUGCCCAGGACAUUCCUGGGCACUCAAUAAGAACUCUGUGUGUCCCUUUCCGAAUAUCUUUUUCCAAGCCGGCGCUCCGUCCCUCGACAGACACUGCAGAAUCUCUGUCGCCAAUUCCUCUCCAGUGAUGACACAUUCAUUUAGCUGGGUGGCCUUUUGGCCUUUGCAAACCGAGGACCUGUCUUGAGACCCUCCCCCAAUGCAGUUGGGGGUAUCCAAUGCUCCCCCUGCUCAGAGUAGCUGCAUUGAAACAGACAGACAUAGCAAACGUGGGUCAAUUAAUUUUGAUGCUCUGCUGCAAGCACAACCCUGUGUAAAUGUAGGGUGGUUGUGCUGCUGUGGUGACCCACUUUGGGUCCGGCUUUGAGCUGGCAGCUGGUCCCGAUCCACCGAUUGAAGGCUAACGGUCGAAUUCUGCCACAUCUCUCCACAUCUACUUAUUUGAAAAAUAGGAAAAAAAUGCAAACGAAAACCUGCUAGAUUUUAAUAACUAAAAGGAAAUAAAAUCAACAGCUUUUCAUCUGCAGAUGUGUUUUCUUAACCUUGAUAGUGAGUUGGUGCUGCUCCCAUUUUAUGGAUGAGAAACUGAGGCUGAAAGGCAGCAGCCUGCCCACAGCCUCCUGUGGCAGAAGCAGACACACAGUUUCCUUGUGAGUAAGGUUGUUAUUGUUGAGCCUGGAAGUUCCCAGGCUCCAUUCUUAUCCACAGUUGUAAACUCACAAGGCAGCCUUGAGCAAACCUCCACUUUCCUAGCUGCCUCCCACUUAAUCUGGGGAAUUUUCCUUGCAGGGUUGUUUUAAGGAUUCCUGCAGAAUGCUCUGAUUAUUCUGGGCACCACAGUUCAAGAAGGACACUGACAAACUGGAACGUGUCCAGAGGAGGGCAACCAAAAUGGUCAAAGGCCUGGAAACGAUGCCUUAUGAGGAACGGCUAAGGGAGCUGGGCAUGUUUAGCCUGGAGAAGAGGAGGUUAAGGGGUGAUAUGAUAGCCAUGUUCAACUAUAUAAAAGGAUGUCACAUAGAGGAGGGAGAAAGGUUGUUUUCUGCUGCUCCAGAGAAGCGGACACGGAGCAAUGGAUCCAAACUACAAGAAAGAAGACUCCACCUAAACAUUAGGAAGAACUUCCUGACAGUAAGAGCUGUUUGACAGUGGAAUUGGCUGCCAAGGAGUGUGGUGGAGUCUCCUUCUUUGGAGGUCUUUAAGCAGAGGCUUGACAACCAUAUGUCAGGAGUGCUCUGAUGGUGUUUCCUGCUUGGCAGGGGGUUGGACUCGAUGGCCCUUGUGGUCUCUUCCAACUCUAUAAUUCUAUGAUUCUAUGAUUUUUAUGGGCUGCUUGCAAGUGCAGUUUUUAAGCACUAUACGGACGUAUUAUUUUAUUUCUGUACCUACCCCUCCUCCCAUCUGGGACCUCAAGGCAGUUUAUCAUGCAGUAAAAUCUCUGUCGCAAAAAUAUUUCACAAUUGCAUUAAAGACUGCAAUCUAACAUUUGCAAUUGCUGGGUCCCGGGGAUGCUAAAUCCCCGAAGGCUCAGGUGAAUAAAAUAAGCCCAUAACUGGUGCAUAAAAGGGAGUACAGUGGACGCUCGGGUUGCGAACGUGAUCCGUGCAAGAUGCACGUUUGCAACCCGCAGCGGCAUGUCUGCGCAUGCUCGGGUUGCGAUUCAGUGCUUCUGCACAUGCGCGACCGCCGAAACCCAGAAGUAACCCGUUCCGGUUUUCGGCAGUCCGCAACCUGCAAAAACGCAACCUGAAGCAUCUGUAACCUGAGGUAUAAUUGUAACGAGGAGGACAGCAGCGUUUCCCAAGGGAAGGAGCUCAGAAUCUGGGAGUCACCAUGGAGAAGGCUGUCCCACCCCAAACUUUCCCUAGUGGUGACACCAACUGAUCUCAUUCCACAGGCCAGUCAGUAUUAAUUUCCCUGAUUAUCUCUCCGGCAACUGGGACCUAAAUCUUUCUUACAUUUCUCCAUCCAGCUACGAGUAAGCAAUUAGAUGCCUGUGAUUCACUUAAUGCAUAAAUUUGCCCAAUUCUCUUUUAAAGCCAUCUAAAGGUCAGGGUCCAUCACUGCCUCAUGUGGCAGGGAGUUCCAGGGUUUAACUCUGCGCUGUGUAAAGACUAUCUUUUCUCUGCCCCAAAUCUUCCAACAUUCAUUGGAUGUCCACAAGUUAUCGUGUUACACGAGAGGGAGGGAAGCUUUUUCUCUCCAUUCUCUCCAUGCCAUGCAUAAAUUUAUAAAAUUCUAUCAUGUUGCUCCUUCCUUGCUUUUUCUUUAAAUGAAAAAGUCCUAAAUGCUGCAACCAUUCCUCAAAGGGCAGUUGCUCUGUCCCCUCCACCAUAUUGGUUGCCAUUUUCUGAACCUUUCCCAACUCUACCGUAUCCUUUUGAGGUGAGGAAACCAGAACUGUACAAACGGUUAGCCCAGAGAUGGAAGGAAGUUCCCCCCAGAGAGGAAUGGAAGAUCAAACUGAUAGUCCAUGUGGAGAUGGCGGAAAUGACUGGGGAAAUCAGAAACCAGGAAGAAGAGAAUUUCAAUAAAGAAUGGGGGGAAUUUAUAACUUACCUUGGAGACCACUGGAAACAGUUGAGCUCCUAAGCAGGAUUUAAAUAACACUUAUAACGUAACAGGGACGCGGGUGGCGCUGUGGGUUAAACCACAGAGCCUAGGGCUUGCCGAUCAGAAGGUCGGCAGUUCGAAUCCCCGUGAUGGGGUGAGCUCCCGUUGCUCGGUCCCUGCUCCUGCCAAUCUAACAGUUCGAAAGCACGUCAAAGUGCAAGUAGAUAAAUAGGUACCACUCCGGCGGGAAGGUAAACGGCGUUUCCGUGCGCUGCUCUGGUUUGCCAGAAGCUGCUUAGUCCUGCUGGCCACAUGACCCGGAAGUUGUACACUGGCUCCCUCGGGCAAUAAAGCAAGAUGAGCACCGCAACCCCAGAGUCGGCCACAACUGGACCUAAUGGUCAGGGGUCCCUUUUCCUUUACCUUUAUAAUGUAACAAGAACUAGGAGUGCAUGGAAUAUUUUUUAAAAAACGGAGUGACUUAAAAUAUGCAGCGAAAAAAGAUUAGUGAUGGAGGGGUGGGGGAAAUUCCAGAGAUUCAAUUGAUUCUUUGUUUAUCUUUCUAUGAUUUAUGAUUUUGAAUGUCACUUUUAAUUUGUAAAACUAAAUUAAAAUUUAUGAUGAGAACCGUACAAACCUUUAGUCUUCCACUGCGUUUGAUAUUUGAUCACUUUAUUCAUUCUUCUUUGACCUGGCUCCCUGACAGGUUGGGACCAAUGGGAUCAUUUCCACCCAGGACUUCCCUAGAGAGACCCAGUAUGUGGACGAUGAUUUCCCCACGGACUUCCCCGCAGUUGCUCCUUUCCUGUCGGACAUCGACACCAGCGGUGGGAGGGGCAAAAUCUAUUACCGCCUGGACGACUCCAGGGAGGUGACGGAUCGGGCUGCCCAGCUAAUCCAGGCUGGAUUCCCCAGUGCGGACGGGUUUGCCCCACGCCACACCUUCAUCGCUACCUGGGAGAACGUGGGGGCCUAUGAAGAAGUCAGCCGGAACUCAGAGCCUUCCAAACAGGUGAGGCGAUGGUUUGUGACGUCUGCAUUUCUGGCAAUUUCUGCUUGGGGUGCUCCUUGGGGUGCGCCAGUGUGGUGUAGUGGUUAAGAGCAGUGGACUCGUAAUCUGGUGAACUGGGUUCGCUUCCCCGCUCCUCCACAUGCAGCUGCUGGGUGACCUUGGGCCAGUCACACUUCUCUGAAGUCUCUCAGCCCCACUCACCUCACAGAGUGUUUGUUGUGGGGGAGGAAGGGAAAAAGGAGAUUGUUAGCUGCUUUGAGACUCCUUAGAGUAGUGAUAAAGCGGGAUAUCAAAUCCAAACCCUUCUUCUUCGUCUCCUGUCAUUGGCCAAGCUGUUGGGAUCCUAUAGGGCAUUUGAUACAAUAGAGAGGGAAGAGAUACGGACAGCCGCUGCUCCCAUUGGGAUGGAAAUGGAAAGGUGAUUUGGUGUCAGGACCAGGUCAACAAUAAAUCACAUGGUGUCAGUGAAGUUAACUCUGUAUUCAAGGAAACAAGGACUGCUCCGGCGUUCAGGCUUAGCGAUCCCAGCAACUCUUCCUGGUAGCACAAGUGCUGGAUCUGGCAGCACUCAGUGCUCUUUGAAACCCUGGAGAGAGGCUGCCGGUCAGUGUUGAACAAGAUGGCUCAGCUGUCUGACUCAGUUUAAGGCAGCUGCCUAGGAAAAGGCAAAGAGGGCUUUCCGUUUUGGGAAAGUCUGACUGCUUUUGUUUUGUUAACCGUUUUAACCUCAGCCUUGUUUUGUUGGGUGGGUGGGGGAUAUCUCUGUGAAUGAUUCAUGCCCGUGUCUGCUGGGAACGAAAGGCAUGUUUCAGAUUUUCCGCCACACAUGGAAAUGAAGGCCCUAAUGGCAUUCCUCUAACGAGGUAGGUCUGCAGAUAUCUAUUUUUAAAUCGAUUUGCGCACAUUUAAAAACAACACGAAAGGGCUGUAACUCAGUGGGGGUGCCUCUGGUUUGCAUUCAAAAAGUCCUGUUGUUGUGUUUGUUAUUGUUAUUUCUAUCCCACCUUCUUCCCAAACCGAGCCUCAAGGCGGCUUACACAAAUUAAAUCGACACGGAUAUAAUGCAAAAUGCUUAGAACAUUUACAGUCGUACCUUGGUUCUCGAACGUAAUCCGUUCCAAAAGUCCAUUAGACUUCUGAAACGUUUGAAAACCAAGGCGUGGCUUCCGAUUGGCUGCAGGAGCUCCCUGCACACCAGCAGAAGCCUUGUCGGACGUUCGGCGUCCGAAAAUGUUCCGGGUUUUCGCUGUUCAGGAGCCAAAAUGAAUAGAAUUAAAGCCACACACACACACACACACACACACACACACACAGUGUGUUAAUAUACUGGUUCAGUCCCUAUCACCACUAGGUUUGGCUGUGAAUGUCCCUUGCCAGAAACCCUGGAGCUGCCAGUCAGUGCGUGCAACACUGAGGUAUAUGGCAAGUGGUCUGGCUCAGCAUCAGGCAGCUUCCCAUGUCGCAUAACCCUGGCGUGCUGUUUUGUUUUUAAAUGCCAGGGAACCUGCAAAAGUGGAGGUAGCCAAUGUGAGCUCCCUCACCCCAGACGGUUGCAGAAUUGUUCGCCUUCUGGCCCCCAGAUCCUCAGAGCGCCAGGCUGCCUCUUCCUGUCAAAGACCACGGGGUGGGAGAAAGAAUCAUAGAGUUGGGAGGGCACCAAGGGUCAUCUAGUCCAGCCCCGCAGCAGUGCAGUAAUCUCAGCUAAAGCAUCCAUGACGGAAGGAAAUCCAAGCUCUGCUUAAAAACCUGCAAGGAAGGAGAAUCUACAACCAGAUCGUUCCACUGGCGUAGGCUGCCAGAGAUUCUGCGUUGAAGAAUUGGGUCUCAGCCGCCAUCUGGAGUUGAGGAAACCGGAUUCAGGCUGGCAGAAUUUGCCCUCCGUUUGAACAAAUGUUGGGUGCUCAGAGUCCAUCGAGGGUGGCUUAGGAACAAGCAAGUCAAGCUGACCUUUGCCCUUGCCCUUUGACGCUUGACCCCACCGGAACACUGUUAUCUGUCAGAUUUCCCAUUUAACUGGGGGCUUAAUCCUGCGUGUUUAGAUGCAAACCUCCAGGAAGAAUCCAGCUUUGUGCUGAGGCCACCGUUCUGUCAUUUCCGCUUGCCGGAUGGGACAACCCCCCCAUCUCCUCUACACUGCAUGCCAUUCUGGGGUUUCUCACGGCCCCCCCCCCGAGCCCAUUUUGGGGUGCACAGGGGGAAGGGGGGAAAACCCCAUUGUGCAAGCGGAAGUCCUUGUGCAACGAGACUCAUUUUUUGUACACUGUGCUCUGUUUGUUCGUUUGCUUAAGGGAAGAAUCCACAGGGAAUGCUCUCCUCCCGAAACUCUGCUGAAAUGAAUCUGGGAAAAUGCCAGGCAUUGCAAGUAGGCUCGGGCCAGAGAUUCCCAGCAGAUCAUGUCCUUUGGAACUCCUUGCCUCUUGAUAAUCAGGCAGGCAUCUUCACUGUACAGUGGUACCUCAGGUUACAUAUGCUUCAGGUUACAUAUGCUUCAGGUUACAGACUCUGCUAACCCAGAAAUAGUGCUUCAGGUUAAGAACUUUGCUUCAGGAUGAGAACAGAAAUCGUGCUCCAGCGGCGUGGCGGCAGCAGGAGGCCCCAUUAGCUAAAGUGGUGCUUCAGGUUAAGAACAGUUUCAGGUUAAGAACAGACCUCCGGAACGAAUUAAGUACUUAACCUGAGGUACCACUGUACUUUCUUUGGUGACUGCGAAAAACAUUUUUGUUCAGACGAGCCCACCCAGAUGCUUAGAAAGUUAAUGUGAGUGCUAUUCCAUUUUAGUUUUAAUACUUUUGUAUGUUUAGAAACUUGGCGUGAGCUUUAAUCUGCUUUUAGUCUCUUGUCAUCUUAAGCUUCCUGCAAGUCUUAAACUAUUGCUGUUCGUUUUUCUGGGUGACCAUUUUAUCGCUUUAUCUUUUUCGUCAACCUCUUUGAGUGUUUUGUUUUUUAAAUAAUAAUAAGAUUUUUUAAUUGAGAUUUUCCCAGAAUAAAAAUACAGCUCUAAAAGAUACACAACAAAAACAGAAGAAGGAAAGAAAGGAACCAUAGGAAUAAGGAGAGGAAAGAGCGAGAAAGAGAAAAUAAAGAAAGCAAAAUAAAAGAAACAUUAGCCAAAAAUACAAAAGAGGAAUUUCUUCUUCAUGAAACAACAGCCUGCUGUAUCGAGAGCAACUCUUCCCUCCUGUGGUUUCCAGUGGCUGUUACUCAGAAGCAAAAAUCUUGGGCCUUAGGCUUUGCAGGGCUGCUGCCAGCCAGAGCAGACACUAUCUGCUUAGAUAGCCCAAAGGCUGGAUUUGCUCUUGGGCUGGUGAGGCCGCCUCCUUAUCUGAAGCUAAGCAGCUCAAUAGAAAUGACAGCUUGUCUCAGAUUGCCAAACACGACCACUUCUGGAGGAAAACUUGUGGCUGUCAGGAACAUCUGAAUUAUUUUCAAGGGAAUGCUGUGAAAUUGGUUGCUACACAUUUUGAGAUUCCCCCCCCUCCUUUUCCACUUCUUUUUCAUUCUGACAAAGCCAUGGCUUCAUCAGAGCCAGAGAUCAGCCCUUGUCUACGUCCAACAAUACUAUCUUUUUGAUUUGUUUACUUAACAUUUGCAAAGCUCUUUUUUUUUGAGUUUGAGAGGAAAAUCCCCCAAAGGCUCUUGCCGAAACCCUUAUCAGCCGGAGCGGGGAUGUCCAUAGUUUCUGCAUUCCAGAUCUCCAGGCACAUAUUUGGACAUGCGGCCACGACGGCCUCAGGCACUGCCUUCCGGCCCCGCAAUAACGCUGAUACCCUCUAGCACGAAGGUCUUCUUGGGUGCAGAAGGUGCUUGCUCAGGAAACACAAGGUUAUCGGUGAAGGAGGAGGCCGUGGGCUUCCUGAGAGACUCUGUCCCUGAGGAAGGGUGACGUCUAUGAUAGGAAUUUUAUGGUCUUAGAUAUAUGGUAAUGUACAUAACCGCACAUACACAGAUCAGCACAGAAAGACCAACCUGGAACCAUUUUGAUUCCUAAACUGACCAAAUGUUUUCUCUGCAAGGUCAAAAUGGAAAAGCCACCCCAUUGUCUCUUCCUUCACAAAUCCUGUCUUAAGGGUAUGUCUGUGUUUGAAGAAGGGUGUGAGCUUUAUCAUUACAAAAGACUGGCCAGGCUCCUCAGGCAAUCCAAUCAAGUAACCUGCCAGACAGGAAAUAAACAAGGAUAAGAGAAAAACAAUAUUGAAAUUUCUGUUUUAAGACCGCCUUUUCUGUGAUGUAUCUGAGGGGUGGUCUUAGGGUUACACCCCUCACGUGAUGUAUGUAUGAUGUUUCUGGGGGGUGGUCUUGAUCUAGAGGAUGGGAAUUUCAAAAGUCUUUAUAAGCCCUUGCACAGCAUUUUUGUGGGCCCUCCUCCUUUCCUGCAUGUGAGGGGAGCAUCCUGUUGCAACAGAUCAAUAAAGAUCAAGCUUACUAGCUGCUUUGCUUCUCAAUAUUCUCUGGUUGGCCUCUGUUAUUUUCUCCUACCAAUAGGGAACCUAUGUAAGGACUCUAUAUGGGCUCUUGGAUACCCCAUAAGGGAAAAAAGGGCAUAUUUUUAUUUACAACAGAUGGCAACCACGACACGUCGAUCUUCCGCAUCUCCGGGAAGCACCCCAGACAAUAACGCCAGGCCAUUUCAGAUUGUAAGCUCCUCGGGGCAGAGAACUACCCUCUUGGGCUGGGGAAGCUUUAAUAGGUCAAGGGUUGCGUUCCCUCAAGGCCGGCUUCCUGGGGGCCUUAUGCCAGAGGUGGGAGGGGCCCUGAGGCACAAGUGGGCGGGGCCAAAGGCGGGACUUGUUACCUGUUGUGCAUAGGUAAAAGGUACAGUGGUACCUCUGGUUACGAACGGGAUCCGUUCCGGAGUCCCGUUUGCAACAUGAGCAGAACGCAACCCGCGUCUGCUCAUGUGUGGGUCACGAUUCGCCGCAUCUGCACAUGCGCGUGACGUCAUUUUGCACGUCUGCGCAUGCGCAAGCAGUGAAACCCGGAAGUAACCCUUUCUGGUACUUCUGGGUCACUGCGGGACGCAGCCUGAAAAAACGUAUCAUGAAGCAAACGCAACACGAGGUAUGACUAUAAUGGUAAAGGACCCCUGGUCGGUAAAGUCCAGUCAAAAGUGACUAUGAGGUGUGGCGCUCAUCUCGCUUUCAGGCUGAGGGAGCCGGCAUUUGUCCACAGACAGCUUUCUGGGUCGUGUGGCCAUUAGGUCCAGUCGUGGCCAACUCUGGGGUUGUGGCGCUCAUCUCACUUUAUUGGGCGAGGGAGCCGGCAUACAGCUUCCGGGUCAUGCGGCCAGCAUGACUAAGCCACUUCUGGCGAACCAGCGCAGCGCAUGGAAACACCAUUUACCUUCCCGCCACAGUGGUACCUAUUUGUCUGCUUGCACAAGUGUGCUUUCAAACUGCUAGGUUGGCAGGAGCUGGGACAGAGCGACGCGAGUUCACUCCGUCGCGGGGAUUCGAACCGCCGACCUGCCAAUCGGCAAGUCCAAGAGGCUCAGUGGUUUAGACCACAGAGCCACCCGCGUCCUUUGUACAUAGGAGCCUCUUGCAGUUCAAAGGCACCUUACCAGGUUUGUAAAAAUCACUCAAUGAAGGCGCAGGGCUGUGUCAUGGAAAAGUACGGCCAGGGAAGGGUUCUUCUGAUGUUGAGUGGAAUCUUGUUUCCUGUAACUUGAAUCCCUCGGUUUGGGUCCUCUUUGGAGCAGCGGAAAGCAAGCUUGCUCCAUUCUCUGUAUGACAGCUCUUUAGCUAUUUCAAGAUGGCCAUUGUAUCUCCUCUCAGUCUCCUCUUACCCAGGCUAUCAUGGAGAGCAAGCCUAUUAUUAUUAUUAUUAUUAUUAUUAUUAUUAUUAUUCCGCCCUAAACCUGGGGGUCUCAGGGCGGUUCACAGAAUAAAAUCAAGAUAUAAACCCACACGAUACCUAAUAAAAAUAAAAACAACCACCCAGUAACACCCCUCCAAAAACCUCCACAUUUUAAAAGGGAAUAGGAUGUCAAUCAGAUCAACCAAAAGCCUGGUUAAAAAGGAAUGUUUUUGCCUGGAGCCUAAAGGUGUUUAAUGAAGGCACCAGGCGAACUCUCCUGGGGAGAGCAUCCUACAGAUGGGGAGCCACUGCAGAGAAGGCCCCGUUCUCAUAUUGCCACCCUCCAGACCUCUUGAGGAGGAGGCACAUGAAGCAGAAGGGCCUUAGAAGAUGAUUUCAGGGUCUGGGUAGGUUCAUGGCUACUAGCCAUGAUGUUUUGCCCUGUCUCCAUGGUUGGAGACCACAUUGCCUCUGAAUCCCAGUUGCUGGAAGCCACAGAAGGGGAGAGUUGCCCUUGUGCUCAGAUCCUGCUUGCAGGUGUAAUAAACGAAAAUCUGCCCUUAUUCCCUUAAGGGAGACACAAGAGCCCUUAUAGAGUCCUUUGCAGGUUCUCCAUCGGUCGGAGAAAAGAACAGAGGCAAACCAGAGAAUAUUGAGAAGCAAAGCAGCUCAUAAGCCUGAUCUUUAUUGAACUGUUGCAACAGGGUGCUCCCCGCACACGCAGGAAAGGAGGAGGACCCAGAACCAAGGUGUGCCCGCCCUUAUAUAGACAUUUUAAAUUGCCCGCCCUGGAGUCCAAGACCACCCCUCAGACACAUCAUACCUACAUCACAGAAAGGGCAGUCUACAACAGAAAUCUGAGUGCAUUGUUUCUCUCCUGUUGUUGUUUAUCUCCUGUCUGGCAGGUUACCUGUUAAUGCUUACUUGACUGGAUAUCCUGGGGAGCCUGGCCAGUCUUUUGUAGUGACAAAUACUUAGUUCCUGAGCCAGGUCACAAGCUCACCCUAUUCAUACACAGAUAUACCAUUAAGACAAGUUUUGUGAAUGAAAAGACAAUGGGGAGGCUUUUCCAUUUUCCUUUAACCUUGCAGAGAAAACAUUUGGUCAGUUUCGGACCCAAAAUGGCUCCAGGACUGCCCUCCUGCACUGCCUCAGACAUGUGGCCCAUACAUUUAUGUACGUGUUUGCCUGGCAAAUCCAUGAACAUUUAAUAUAUAUAUAUAUAUAUAUGGGUUUCCCACAACAUCUGGGCAGCCUGUGAGAACAGGAUGCUGUUCUAGAUGGGUUAUUGACUUCACCCAGCAGCCUCUCCUUAUGGGUGAAGGACGGCUUAUAAAUACUUAAAAGAAACAAAUUGUUGCUUACAUACAGAGUCAAUUGUAUAUCCUGUCUCCUUCCUCCAAAACGAGCCCAGGGCCGCAAGCGACAAAUGAGAACGCACCUUAAAAACAUCUUCAAAAUGAUUGCUGGGUGGGAAAGAUCUCAGCUUCAAAGGGUUGUUGAAAGAGGAAGGUCUAAAGGAGGCGCCCCAAAGGAUACAGGAUACAGUGCCGGUCUAAUAGCCAAGGAGAGGAAAUCCUCACACAUCUGAAAUAUUGUGGGAGAGAUGUUCUGCCACGCAGGGUUUUUUUCUCUACUAAAUUUGGCACAGCCGUCAAGGGUUGUAGUUUAAGGGGUCAACUCAACCAGAGCCUGAUCUAAAGGCGAUGAGGCAUAUAAGGAAACGGAAAGGAUUGGGCCUGAAAAAGAAUGGAGGGGUCAACGGGGAAAGGAAAAUGUGUGUGUGGAGGAGAAGGAGAAGGUUUAAGGACAAGGAAGAAGUGCCUCUGAGCAUGUGCAGAGUUCUGUGUCGUCCUCAUUGGUUUUCACAACCAGCCUCCACCCACGUGCCCGGGCUGAGUCCGAGGGCCUGUUUCCAAGCAAGCUUGAAUCCACAACUUCUCCCUUUUUUGGGAAUCGGCGAUUGCGUCUCUUGAGCUUCUUUUGGCUUGGGUGAAAACUGGAAUCUCUCUUGCGGCUCCCGAGGGGGAGAUAAUCCAAUGGAGGAAAACGGAUUUAUUUCCCCUCCUUGCAGCUGAGUCGAGAUUAAAAGGCAGGGAGAUAAGACGGGAGGGAGAUGAAUGAUACCAAACAGGGCAGUUUUACAGGGCGUUUUGAGCAGCAGCCUUCUGGGAAAGGAGGAGCGGAAGAAAUGGAAUCUGCCCAUGCAGACCUUUACUCCUUAACUGGAGUUGAGCAGCAAAGCCGACCCCUCCCUUGAUCUGAUAAUCUAGGACCAUGCCACUGCUGUGUUCUGUAUCUGGUUCAGGAUUAGAUUCAUAGAACUAUGAAGUUGGAAGCGCCCCAAAGGGCCUUGCAAUGCAGGAACCAAUCUAUUUCUUUUAAUCAUCAUCAUACUCAUCAGCUUUAUUGCACUAGCCAAAGGCCAGGGCAUCAUUCACAAUGGGAACAAAAAGAAAAGCAACACUAACCAUAAAAACACCAGGCACUGCAGAUACAAUAAACCACGAUCACGUCUCCUAAAAAUUAUUUGUUGCAUACGAUAGAAUAGCAAGGGGUUCUCAAGUAGAAUGUGCCAGCCUAAAUGACCGAAUCACCUUUGCAACUGACCGCUAUGUUAUCUACAGUGGUACCUCAGGUUAAGUACUUAAUUCGUUCCGGAGGUCCGUACUUAACCUGAAACUGUUCUUAACCUGAAGCACCACUUUAGCUAAUGGGGCCUCCUGCUGCUGCUGCGCCACCGUGCGAUUUCUGUUCUCAUCCUGAAGCAAAGUUCUUAACCUGAAGCACUAUUUCUGGGUUAGUGGAGUCUGUAACCUGAAGCAUAUGUAACCUGAAGCGUAUGUAACCUGAGGUACCACUGUAGUUCUUUUCUCCUGAUCUUCUUAGCUGCCAAUGCAUAUAGUGCUACUUUAUGUUACAAAGUCACAUUUCUUUUAAUGCCCAGUUUUGAGAUGUCCAGCGUCAGUUUUGCAAAUGAGCAGGCGAGCGACCGGCUCCAGGCCUCUGCAGGGGGAAGAUGCCCUGUUUGCAGAAAGUGGCUUGAAUCUCCAACUGCUUCUUGCAAACAGACUUCAAAGCCAGCAUCUCCAUCCCCAAGGAGGGGGGGGGUGCGGCUUUCCUGCCAGCGCUCAUCAGCUGUUUGGCACUGGCAGACACCUCCGUGUGGAAAUGAGCAACCAGGAGCUCACUUUAUGCCCCUAGUUUGCCCCUGCCCCACACCUGAUGCCCGUUCUCUCCUUUGAGCUGAACAGGACUGAUUUUGAGUCUCUGCACUUUGCUUCCGCAGCACAACACCUUCCAAGCAGUCUUGGCCUACAGCGAUUCGGAUGCCUAUGCCCUCUUCCUCUACCCCGAGGAUGGGGUCCAGUUCUUUGGGACGCGGCCCAAAGAAUCCUACAACGUCCACCUGGAGCUGCCAGCCAGAGUCGGCUUCAGCAGAGGGGACUAUCAGCGCCGGGAAGGGCCGUACCACAGCGUCACCAGCAGUGAGCAGUCCGUCAAGAACCUCUACCAGUAAGUAACUGGUGUGCUGUCUGGUUCUACCUCCAAACAUCUUACUGUAUUUUUCGUUCUAUAAGACGCACCUUUUCCCUCCUAAAAAGUAAGGGGAAAUGUGUGUGCGUCUUAUGGAGAGUGCAGGCUGCGCAGCUAUCGCUGAAGCCAGAACAGCAAGAGGGAUCGCUGCUUUCACUGUGCAGUGAUCCCUCUUGCUGUUCUGACUUUGCUUCACUAAACAGGCGCUGCACAGAGAGGGAGAGCUGCACAGCACCCCUUUAGUGAAGCGGGAGGAGAAAUGGAGCCCCUUCCAUUUCUCCUCCCGCUUUGCUGGAGAGGCGCUGCGCAGAUUCAGAAUAUUUUUCUUCUUGUUUUCCUCCUCCGAAACUAGGUGCGUCUUAUGUCGAGUGUGUCUUAUAGAGCGAAAAAUACGGUAUUUUCCUUCUGCCUUUGCAGUUUGCGAGUAUGUGCCAAAUGUUGAUAUCUUUGAAGGGUUUGGCAGGGAAAUUCCGGGGGAGAGCCUGGCCUUUAGGUCAGUGGGCUGCUUGCCCACCAAGGGGAAGGAACCAGUCCUUUUCUGCCCAAAAGGACUCCCCUUUGGAGAAAGGGUGCAGCGCUUGGCGGCAUUUUUAGUUUGGGGGAAAAGUGAAUCAGAGGUGAAUAACUUGGUGUCGUCCACAGUUUGGGAACCACCGCAGUGUGCAAACAAAGGAAUUGGCACCGGGUGCGGAAUCUGCCCUCCACAGAACUUUGCUUUCAUUGAACACAUUUCCAGGGAGUGAGGCUUCCCCAUGUUGCAACAGCUGCAAAACAAAUGAUGAAACGUCUGCAAAAUUGUGCACAUUUGCCCAGCUCAUUACAGGUUGCAGAAUCCAACACUUCUGGGUGCAGAAUUUCUGAUUUAUUUGUGUUUAAAGCUGCACAGCCAAAAAGUUAGAUUUGUUUUUGAACCUCUUGCACUCUGACACCAAACAAGCUUGCCAGCCUGCCUUAUCAGAAAGCGGAGAUGGGUUUGGAUCUGGUGUCAGAUGUCGCAUGCAAACUUUGUUUGUGUUAGCUGGCUGUUUCCUUAGAUAAUGCCAUGUCUGCUGGGUGAUAUGUGCUGUUCUGCCCCUCUUUCCAAAUUUGGGUUCAAAGAGAGGCCAGCACUGUGUGGAAAACCUGUGGGAAAACAUCCUUCUCGGAUGGUGAUGUUGUUGCAAACUUGCUAAGGUCACUCUUUUGACUGCUGGCGUCCUGCCCUUGACUGGCGUGUGUUCUUGCCAUGUGGUACAAGCUGGGUACAAACUGUGAACUCAAGUGGUGCUGUGGUAUAAGCCACCGAGCCUCUUGGGCUUGCCGAUCAGAAGGUCAGCGGUUCGAAUCCUCGUGACGGCGUGAGCUCCCGUUGCUCUGUCCCAGCUCCUGCCAACCUAGCAGUUCGAAAGCACGCCAGUGCAAGUAGAUAAAUAGGUACCACUGCUGCGGGGAAGGUAAGCAGUGUUUCUGUGCGCUCUGGUUUCCGUCACAAUGUUCUGUUGUGCCAGAAGCAGUUUAGUCCUGCUAGCCAUGGGACCCGGAAAGCUGUCUGUGGACAAACACCGGCUCCUUAGCCUGAAAGCGAGAUGAGCGGCGCAACCCCAUAGUUCCCUUUGACUGGACUUAACCAUCCGGGGUCCUUUACCUUUACCUUUUUUUUUACAAACUGUGUCUACGUUGGAUGCCCAAUCUGGAGGAUACCAUGCGCCUUCAAGAUCGGAAAAAUAUAAAAGCAAGGAGGCCAGAGGGUCUCCUCUUUAGCAAUCAGCCCAGCCCUGAGGCUACUCCCCCCCCCCAUGUCCGAUUGUGGAAUGAAAGAGCAGGGGAGGCGGACUGGGAAUAUGCCAGGUUCCAUAACACCAAAGUUGCAGGUUCGAUCAACAUAUAGAACAGCUGCAUAUUCCUGUAUUGCAGGGAAUUGCACUAUUGCAUGGGUAGGCAAACUAAGGCCCGGGGGUCCGGAUUUGGCCCAGUUGCCUUCGGGAUCCGGCCCACAGAUGGUCCAGGAAUCACUUUGUUGAUCAGCAUGGAUCUGAUCGUUUGGGCUGCGCCAGCGCGUGCGUUCAGCGGUGCCUCCUCCUCCUCCUUCCCUCCCUCCUCCUGGCUUCUCCCUGCCCUGCCUAGAGCCAAGAGGAAGGGGGCUGGGCUUUGUUGUCGCCAGCAGUAGCAGCGUUAGCGCUCAAGCGGCCGCCAUUGUAAGCAGGCUCAGUUCGGGCUUUGUUGCUGCCAGCCCCUCUCCUGAGCCCUUUCGCGCGGCGCUCAUCGUCCCGCCGCCGCCAGCCCCUGCCUCUCACAAGACACAGGUAAGCAGCCACCGGGCUCAUCUGGUGCUUUGGAGAAGGGAGGGGAGAGUUGGGGGUGGUGGCUUCCCUGAAUAAUCAUCAUAAUCAUAAUCAUAAUAAUUUAUUUGUAUCCCGCCCAUCUGGCUGGGUCUCCCCAGCCACUCUAGGCAGUUCCAACAAAGAUUAAAAAUACAUAAAAAUGUCACACAUUAAAAACUUCCCCAAACAGGGCUGCCUUCAGAUGUCUUCUAAAUGUCAGGUGGUUGUUUACCUCUUUGACAUCUGAUGGGAGGGUGUUCCACAGGGCGGGCGCUACCACCGAAAAGGCCCUCUGCCUGGUUCCCUCUAGCUUUGCUUCUUGCAGGGAGGGAACCGCCAGAAGGCCCUCGGCGCUGGACCUCAGUGUCUGGGCAGAACGAUGGGGCUGGAGAUGCUUCUGCAGGUAUACAGUGGUACCUCAGGUUAAGUACAGUGGUGCCCCGCAAGACGAAUGCCUCGCAAGACGGAAAACCCGCUAGACGAAAGGGUUUUCCGUUUUGGAGGUGCUUCGCAAAAGGAAUUUCCUAUGUGCUUGCUUCGCAAGACGAAAAUGUCUUGCGAGUUCCUGCGGGGUUUUUUUCCUUUCCCCCCCUUUUCCCCAAGCCGCUAAACCGCUUAUCAGCUGAUGGCUAAGCCGCUUAUCAGCUGAUCUUUAAGCCGCUUAACAGCUGAUGCUAAGCCGCUUAUCAGCUGAUCUUUAAGCCGCUUAACAGCUGAUGCUAAGCCGCUUAUCAGCUGAUCUUUAAGCCGCUUAACAGCUGAUGCUAAGCCGCUUAUCAGCUGGUCUUUAAGCCGCUUAACAGCUGAUGCUAAGCCGCUUAUCAGCUGAUCGUUAAGCCGCUUAUCAGCUGAUCUUUAAGCUGGCUAAGCCGCUAAUACUGUAGCGCUAAGCGCUAAACCUCUAAUGGGCUUGCUUCGCAAGACGAAAAAACCCGCAAGACGAAGAGACUCGCGGAACGGAUUCUUUUCGUCUUGCGAGGCACCACUGUACUUAAUUCGUUCCGGAGGUCCGUUCUUAACCUGAAACUGUUCUUAACCUGAAGCACCACUUUAGCUAAUGGGGCCUCCCGCUGCCGCCGCGCCCCCGGAGCACGAUUUCUGUUCUCAUCCUGAAGCAAAGUUCUUAACCCGAGGUACUAUUUCUGGGUUAGCAGAGUCUGUAACCUGAAGCGUAUGUAACCCAAGGUACCACUGUACUGGGCCGAGGCCGUUUAGGGCUUUAAAGUUCAGUACCAACACUUUGAAUUGUGCUCGGAAACAUUCUUUUAUUUAAAAUGCAUCUCUGGGUUCUUUGUGGGAAUUCAUUUAUUUCCCCCCCAAAAUAUAGUCCGGCCCCCCACAAGGUCUGAGGGACAGUGGAACAGCCCCCUGCUGAAACAGUUUGCCAACCCCUGCACUAGAUGAUUCUCGGGGUACCUUCCAAUUCUACAAUUCUAUGAUUCUGUAAUGACGUAUCUGCUGAAGAACCCUGACAUAAGAACAUAAGGACUCUGCUGGGUCAAACCAGUGCCCCAGCUAGGUCAAUGCUGUAUCUUCAAGGCUGUUAGUAAAUUAAACAAUUGACCAUUUGUGGCUUUUUCUUGCCAGCUCAAAUCUGCUUCCUAAUUGCACAGCCGGUCAUCGUAAAAAGUCUCAGGGUACGUUUCCCUUACCAAACCCCGAUCUGGAUAUUUGCAGCAGCGAUGCUUCGCAGCAGCCUCAGCUGGCAUUAGAAGGAGUUUUGGGACUGGGAGGGGGAGGCGGGUAUUUAGAAAUUUCCUUGAAACGUGACCGACUCGAGGAGCCGGGCCUGUAAAACCGCAGCUGCUGUCUCCAUUUCCCACUGUUAUCAAAUGCCAGCUGUUCUCUGGCUUGGAGUUGGCUGACAUGAGGGAAGGGGAGAGGAAUGUGCGAAUAUCCGCGGCCGGAGGAGCAUUCAGGGGCUGUGAAGGGAGAUCUUGUUUGCUUCUAGAUGCUUAGGGGACCUGCAGCCUGCCAGCUAUUUUUGCGGCUCAGAAUCCACCCAGCGUUUUGCACAACUGUCAUGGAAGAAAGUUGCGGAGAAUGCGUGCAAUCUCUGCCUCCCUGGCCCUCCUCUCAUUCCUAGACUGGCAUCUUAUCUGUUGUUGUUGUUUAGUCAUUUAGUCGUGUCCGACUCUUUUUGACCCCAUGGACCAGAGCAUGCCAGGCACUCCUGUCUUCCACUGCCUCCCGCAGUUUGGUCAAACUCAUGCUGGUAGCUUCGAGAACACUGUCCCACCAUCUCGUCCUCUGUCGUCCCCUUCUCCUUGUGCCUUCCAUCAUUCCCAGCAUCAGGGUCUUUUCCAGGGAGUCUUCUCUUCUCAUGAGGUGGCCAAAGUAUUGGAGCCUCAGCUUCAGGAUCUGUCCUUCCAGUGAGCACCCAGGCCUGAUUUCCUUCAGAAUGGAGAGGUUUGAUCUUCUUGCAGUCCAUGGGACUCUCAAGAGUCUCCUCCAGCACCAGAAUUCAAAAGCAUCAGUUCUUCAGCGAUCAGCCUUCUUUAUGGUCCAGCUCUCACUUCCAUACAUCACUACUGGGAAAACCAUAGCUUUUACUAUACGGACCUUUGUUGGCAUCUUAUCUACUUGGCUGCAUAUUCGCCACCCAGAUAGGAAACCCAUCAGUUCUCUUCCUUUCACCAGUUCUUCCUCGCCCACAGCCUGUGCAAGAUCUUCCAUGGAUUCUUUCCUGAUGUAGUGCUCUAUCUGGGCUCCAGAAGGACCAGGUGCGCAGCCUGGGAGUCAUUUUGGACUCACAGCUGUCCAUGGAGUUGCAGGUCAAUUGUGUAUCCAGGGCGGCUGUCUACCAGCUCCAUCUGGUACACAGGAUGAGACCCUCCCUGCCCACAGACUGUCUCUCCAGAGUGGUACAUGCUCUGGUUAUCUCCUGCUUGGACUACUGCAAUACGCUCUAUGUGGGGCUACCUUUGAAGGUGACCCGGAAACUGCCACUAAUCCAGAAUGCGGCAGCUAGACUGGUGACUGGGAGCGGCCGCCGAGACCAUAUAACACCAGUCUUGAAAGACCUACAUUGGCUCCCAGUAAGUUUCUGAGCACAAUUCAAAGCGUUGGUGCUGCCCUUGAAAGCCCUAAACGGCCUCGGUCCAGUAUACCUGAAGGAGCGUCUCCACCCCCAUCGUUCUACCUGGACACUGAGGUCCAGCUCCGAGAAGCGAAGUUACAGGGAACAGUUACAGAGGGCCUUUUCGGUAGUGGUGACCGCCUUGUGGAAUACCCUCCCAUCAGAUGUUAAAGAAAUAAACAACUAUCUGACAUUUAGAAGACAUCUGAAGGCAGCCCUGCUUAGGGAAGUUUUUAAUGACUGAUGUUUUAAUGUAUUUUUAAUAUUUUGUUCCCCAGUGGCUGGGGAAUAAAAUGAUGAUGAUGAUGAUGAUAAUAAUAAUAAUAAUAAUAAUAAUAAUAAUAAUAAUAAUAAUGUGGUAAAGGGACCCCUGACCAUUAGGUCCAGUCGCGGACGACUCUGGGGUUGCGGCGCUCAUCUCGCUUUACUGGCCAAGGGAGCCGGCAUACAGCUUCCGGGUCAUGUGGCCAGCAUGACUAAGCCGCUUCUGGAGAAACCAGAGCAGCACACAGAAAUGCCGUUUACCUUCCCGCCGGAGCAGUACCUAUUUAUCUACUUGCACUUUGAUGUGCUUUCGAACUGCUAGGUUGGCAGGAGCAGGGACCGAGCAACAGGAGCUCACUCCAUUGCGGGGAUUCGAACCACCAACCUUCUGAUCAGCAAGUCCUAGGCUCUGUGGUUUAACCCACAGCGCCACCCACGUCCUAAUAAUCAUCAUCAUCAUCCUGAUAUCCCAAACAUGAUAUCUAUCUUUCCCUGAACACCUCUGGGGCACACAGCUGCUACUCGAGAGUAACCAAUGUGGCGCCCUGCAGAUGUCACUGGAAUGAGCAUCAUCCCUGAAUAUUGGCCAGGCUGCCUGAGGGUCAUGGAAGCUGGGAGACCAACAACACGUUGAAACUACAACUCCUAUUGUCCCUGCUCAUUGGCCAGGCUGGCUGGGGAGGUUGGACAGCCACCUGUCAUGGAUGUUUUAGUUGAGAUUCCUGCAUUGCGAGGGGUCAGACUAGAUGACCCUGGAGGUUCCCUUCCACCUCUGAUUCUUUGAUUCUAGGUCUCGCUAACCAAGGUCCAACAUGUACAGCAUUUCAACACCUUGUAUUUAUUACACGGCAUCUAAAAUAAUCAGUGGCGUAGUGUGGGUUGUCAGCACCCGGGGCAAGGCAAGUAAUUUGCGCCCCCUAACCCGUGGAUUUGCGCCCCCUAAUCCGUGGAUUUGUGCCCCCUAACCCUAACCCCCAGAUGUUGCGCCCGGUGAGGCCGGCCCCCCUGCACCCCCCACGCUACGCCACUGAAAAUAAUAAUAUAUGUGGUGGACCUGUAAAAGGGUAAAAGGGUAUUGGGGAAUAAUCCAUAAUGAAUUGAAAAAAAGGUUUAAAAGUACUUUUUUUCCAAACCCCCCCACCGAACUAGAGUCCUUUUUGUUGGGGAUAAUUCAGAUGGAAAUUCCUAGGUGUCAAAAAAGGCUAUUUAUGUAUGCCACUACUGCGGCCCAUGUUUUGGUAGCCCAAAAAUGGAAAAUGAGUGAAGUUUCAACCAAAGAAAAAUGGCAACUUAAACUGAUGGAAUAUGCAUAGCUUGUGGACCUAACACGUAGAAUAGGAGAACAUACUUUUAAAGAAGAUUGGAAAAUGUUGAUUGAAUAUAUGGGGGGGGGGAGCUGUGUACGCUUGAAAAUGUUGGCAGCAUUAAGAUAAAUUCAACUAGUUUUGAUGGAUGUAAUAAUGGAAUACUGAAUGGUUUAGUUUAUGUAAAAUAUGGAGGGAUUUAUGAUAUGCAAAUUGAACCAUGGAAAGAGAAUAAGGGAAGUUUUAAGGUUGUUUAAUGAAUAUUUUAAAUUGUAAAAAAGGAAACUUAAUAAAAAUUAUACACACAAAAAAGUAAUCUUAGACAAUAUAUACAAUGCCCAAAUAAUAAUGACGUGUGCAACUCAGUAUGUAAAAGCCAAGCAGUCCAAACAUUCCUGAAAUAAGUCCAUGAGAGAAGCUCUCUAUGUGAAUACUUGUACUGGAUCAGGCCCCUGGCCUGUUCUCUCUCUGCGAUUCCCAAAAACUGGCGUUCAGAGAUAUUUACAGCCUCCAGCAGCUGAACACUGCCUUGUUUAUUAUCGCAUUUCUGUCCCGUCCUUCCUCCCAAGGGAGCCCAGGGCGGCCAACAAGAACGCAGCGAAACCAUGCAAUUAAAAUAAAAAUAAAACAAGUGAAAACAAUUUAGAAGCAAGAACAAUUGAGAGCAUCUGAAAACAAUUUAGAAGCUCACAAGGUCAAGGCUGUCAGAAACAGCAUCUUUCAGCCAUCAAACCCCGAGCAAACAGGAACCUUUCAGAACCCCUCUUAGAAGUUAAUAACAAAGGAGAUAGAUGCACCUGGCCAGGAAAGGGGAUUUCUCAAAUGGGGAGCCACCACCAAAAAGACCCUGUAAAAUGAUUAACCAAUAGGAACCCAAGGGAAGGAGUUAGAGUUAGAGUUGUUAAGAAGUCAGUCUGGAGUUAGAGAAGAGAGAGAGAGGAUAAGUGUGUGAGUUGGGCUAGUCUGAUGUGAGAGAGUGAGAGAAUCUGUUAAGAGGAGUCAGUCAAACAGUUGAUAUAAUCAGUCAGAAAGUAUUAGGAAGGUAUAGGCCGGUAAAGAAACUAAAGCUAAGAAACUGACAAGAAUAUUAUCUGAGAAACCUUAAACUUGUUAACACUUAUAAAAUAAACUUGUUUAUUUGGUUCAAUUUUAAUAACUGUCUGGACUCAGUGUGUACCCGAGAGUAACGGGUUGGUGGCAGCGGGGAAGCGAGCACAGUGGUGGCACAGGGAUCAAUAGACCGUCAGACGUCCGGGGACCCUGUGUCAUCGCCACAGUUUGUUGUUGUUUAGUCGUUUAGUCGUGUCCGACUCUUUGUGACCUCCUGGACCAGAGCACGCCAGGCACUCCUGUCUUCCACUGCCUCCCGCAGUUUGGUCAAACUCAUGCUGGUAGCUUCAAGAACACUGUCCAACCAUCUCGUCUUCUGCCGUCCCCUUCUCCUUGUGCCCUCCAUCUUUCCCAACAUCAGGGUCUUUUCCAGGGAGUCUUCUCCUCUCAUGAGGUGGCUGAUUUCCUUCAGAAUGGAUAGGUUUGAUCUUCUUGCAGUCCAUGGGACUCUCAAGAGUCUCCUCCAGCACCAUAAUUCAAAAGCAUCAAUUCUUCGGCGAUCAACCUUCUUUAUGGUCCAGCUCUCACUUCCAUACAUCACUACUGGGAAAACCAGAGCUUUAACUAUACGGACCUUUGUUGGCAAGGUGAUGUCUCUGCUUUUUAAGAUGCUGUCUAGGUUUGUCAUUGCUUUUCUCCCAAGAAGCAGGUGUCUUUUAAUUUCAUGACUGUGUCACCAUCUGCAGUGAUCAUAGAGCCCAAGAAAGUAAAAUCUCUCACUGCCUCCAUUUCUUCCCUUUCUAUUUGCCAGGAGGUGAUGGGACAGUAAUCUAGUCCCAUUCCAUGCAAUGCAGGAAUCUCAACUAGAGCAUCCACAACAGAUGGGCAUCCUAUUCCAUUACUGAUCCUAGAAAAGUGGGCAUUGCAUUCUGCCAUGUGCCGUUGCUGUUUAGGAACUACAUGCAUAUUUUUGAGGCUACUUGGGGUGUUGAAGGAGCAAGAGAAUUUCAGGUCUGCCAAGCUGAGCUCUGAAGAGCAAAUUCCCCCGUGAUCUGGAUCUCCAUUGCCUCGGUCCUUUGAUCAUGUGGCCAACCCGGAUCCCAUCGCUGCUUCCCAGCUCCUCUCCAGCAGAGCUGUUUCUGCUGUUUGCAAUUAGUAACAUGAUCCAAGCGACCCAUCCGACACGGAUAUCCAGACUUUGCUAGUGUGGGAUGGAGCCGGACCGCAUUGUUUUCGCUCGUCCGCGGGGAUCACGCCAAGGCAAUUACACGCGCCAAGAUUCCUCGGCCCCAAGCCCCAAAGGGAUUCGUCGGUUGUCAUAAAAUCCCCCUUUCCUCCGAAUCAUGUUUUACUAGACCGUAAGCCCUGCUGGUAAGGCUGCCUCUCAGUUUUGGCCCCCGCCCCAAAUCUUCAGGCACAGCGUGAAUGUUGAACUAAUGCCAAGUCAAAGUCUGUAUGCUCCUGGAUGGCCCACUGUCAUGGAUUUUUCAGCUGAGAUUCCUGCAUUGCAGAGGGUUGGACUAGAUGACCUCUGGGGGUCCCUUUCAACUCUACAGUUCCAUGAAUCUAUAUGAAUACCAGUUUCUGAAGAGGAGUAGCAGCAGGAAAGGGCUGUUGCCUCUCAGGCCCUGCCUCCCAGGGGCAGCUGCUCAGCCCCAGUGGGAGCCACAAUGGUCUUGUUGCAUGAAUUCGCACCCUUCAUGUUGAAGUUUUUAUUUUAUUUUAUUUUACUUUGUUUUAAAAGGAGGUUGUCAAUCAAUAGCCAUUGGGCUUUCACCCUUCUUCCUCAGGGCUGGAGAAAGAUCUUUAGAGACCCUAAGCGCUGGAAAGAUUUUGGUGUCUCCAUAUAUAUAUGUUAUUCAAAAUAUUGUUGUUGUUGUUUAGUCGUCUUAGUCGUGUUCGACAUUCCGUGACCCCAUGGACCAGAGCAUGCCUUGGAGACUCUCACUUUCUUCUCAAAGCUUCUCCUUUUUUACGUCCAUGGAGUUUUCUUGGCAAAAUACUGGAGUGGUUUGCCAGUUCCUUCUCCAGGUGGAUCACAUUUAGUCUAAACUCUCAGCUAUGGCCUGUCUGUCUUGGGUGGCCCUGCACGGCAAGCCCCUUCACCAAGACAAGGCAGGGAUCCAUGAAGGGGAUUCAAAAUAUAGGUAAAGGUAAUGGACCCCUGGACGGUUAAGUCCAGUCAAAGGCGACUAUGGGGUUGCGGCGCUCAUCUCGCUUUCAGGUCGAGGGAUGUGGCAUUUGUCCACAGACAGCUUUCCUUGUCAUGAGGCCAAUAGGACAAACCCGCUUCUGGUGCAACGGGACACCGUGACGGAAACCAGAGUGCACGGAAACGCCGUUUACCUUCCCGCCGCAGUGGUACCUAUUUAUCUACUUGCACUGGUGUGCUUUCGAACUGCUAGGUUGGCAGGAGCUGGGAUAGAGCAAUGGGAGCUCACUCUGUUGCGGGGAUUCGAACCGCCGACCUUCUGAUCAGCAAGCCCAAGAGGCUCAGUGGAUUAGACCACAGUGCCACCCGUGUCCUCAUUCAAAAUAUACACAAUAAUAAACCAUUAAAAAAAAAUUGUUUAUCAAAAUGAAGAAAAACCUACAGUAAGAUGGAAAAUAACGUUUCAUUUUGCAUACUUCCACUUUAUUUGUAUUUGAGUUUUUUCCCUCCUACUUGUUCGAAUUGCAAAGUCUUUGGGGUGCCUGAGAUGCCUGCGUUGCAGGGCGUUGGGAUAGAGGACCACUGGGGGCCCCCCUUCGACUCUACAAUUCUUUGAUUCUACGAUCAGAUUCUCAAAACUAAUCUUAUGUAACACACCUGCUUCUGUACUUCAGAUAAGGCUCCCAGCCUGCCUUGUUGCAUAGCUGCUCUGCUAAAUUUUAUUUAUUUAUUUAUUUGCACUUAAUUUAUUUAUUAUUAAUGUUGCAAUACAUAUAUGAAAUCUUUACAUAUUGAUACAUAUACAUUAUAUUCGUAAAUUCACAUUUUCACAUUUCAUUAUGUACCAACAUUUAUCCAUUUCUUAUUUCUUACCCUGAGUCUUCCCUCCACCUGUGCAUGACUUCCUUGUUAUUAUUUUGUAAUUUAUUACUGAGAUGGUAAUUUUGUAUCUUAAUAAUUAAACAUUCAAUCUUAUAUAUUUGCUUAGUUUAGCUUAGCUUAACUUAACUUUGUGAAAUCAGUCUAUACAUAUCAAUAAAUUCUUGUUGGAGCAUCUUUUGGUCAUGUAUUCUUCUAUACAUUUCCAUUCCUGUUUGAGAUUUUGAUUAGAUUGCAUUUCUGUUGACGUCAUUUUUGCUAAUUCACUCGUUUCAAAAAUUUUAUUUUGCCAGUCUUUUAAUGUUGGUACUUCUUCUGAUUUCCUCUGUGGGGAUUUUAAAUAUCCUUCGACUGAGAAAACAAACGUUCAGCUGAGCGCUUUGUUGAGGUUAAAAAUCCGGCAAUGGGAAAUUUCUGUGGUGCCCACCCUCCCGUUCUCCCUUGAUGUCCUAACGGUUAAUCAAGCCCUUUUCUUCCUCCUUCCUUUAGGCUGAGCAACAUGGGCAUCCCUGGCGUCUGGGCUUUCCACAUUGGCAGCGCCACCCAGCUGGGCAAUGUGGUCCCUGCCUCGCUCGGCGGGCUCCCCGCUGCUCCCCCGGAACUCCCCGAGACCAGCUCCACCGGCCACAACUUCCUGGAGCCGGAAUACCCUGACCCCAACCUCGAUUACGCGGAUCCCUUCUACGACGACAGUGAAGACGAUUUUGAGUACCUGCCCGUGGUGCCCACUGGGCAGCCGCUCGGACCGGGACCCAGCGCUGCGUCGAACGCCGAUGCGCAGGUCGACUACAGCGAGCCAAGGCACUCGGGCGCCAGCCUGGACUCAGAACUGGAGCCCACCUCGCUCUACUCAGCACCCAGCAGCCUCCCUCCGUACUCUGAACUGGAUUCGGCCCUCCUGUACCUGGCAGAGCAACUGACGCCACCUUCUGUAUUAGAAGAAAACGCGAGGACCCCUUCCCUGCCGCCAGUGUACGAGAGCCCGAUCGAGGCUGUCACGGCUGUUCUGCUGAGGCGCCGUGGAGACGGGGACAGCCUAUCCCCGCAGGGAGAAGGCACAAGUGACCCUAUGGACCCGGACAUCUUCCCAGACUACCCGGAGGGCGAAGUUAUUCUCGAAAGCUUCCCAGACACCCCUCCUUUCAGCCACAGGAGACGGGUGGUCGGUGUGGACGAGGACCUCCCCUUCGACCCAGACGGUAAGCUCCUGAGAACAUCUCCCUACGCCAGACAUCAGUCUCUGAAACUGGAGAUUCCUAGGCAGCAGAAUUAAUUUCAAAUGCAAUAAGUGCAGUUUCGUUAAUAAGCCUUUGGCUGAUUAUUCUUCUGCAGCCUUUUAAAUGUGUUUGCGGGAGGGGGGAAUUAUUGCUCUGUUGGUUUUGUUUCCGCCAUUUAUUUCUGCUUCCGUCUUGCAUUUUUUGUCGUGUGAACCGCCCAGAGAUCUUUUGACGAAGGGAGGAAUAUAAAUGGAUUAAAUAAAUAUAUGAAGUCAAAUAAUGAUGCACAUGGAGUAGAGAAAACGGGCAGAGGAAAGUUUCUCUCCCUCUCUCCUAAUAAUAAUACAGUGCUACCUCGGGUUACAUACGCUUCAGGUUACAUACGCUUCAGGUUACAGACUCCGCUAACCCAGAAAUAGUACCUCGGUUAAGAACUUUGCUUCAGGAUGAGAACAGAAAUCGGGCUCCGGUGGCGUGGCAGCAACAGGAGGCCCCAUUAGCUAAAGUGGUGUUUCAAGGUAAGAACAGUUUCAGGUUAAGAACAGACCUCCAGAACGAAUUAAGUACUUAACCUGAGGUACCACAACAACAACAACAACAACAACAACAACAACAACAACAAUAAUUUUUAUUUAUACACCGCUCUUCUUGGCCAGAGCUGGGCUCAGGGCGGCUAACACCAGUAAAAUUACAAUAAAAACAUAAUAGGUGAAAAAAACCAAUUUAAAAUACAGGUUAAAAUGCAAUUUAAAAUGCAGCCUCAUUUUAAAAUAGCUGAUAAAUCAAGACCAUAAGGGGAGGGAAACAUAAGGGUCAGACUGAGUCCAAACCAAAGGCCAGGCGGAACAGCUCUGUCUUGCAGGCCCUGCGGAAAGAUGUCAAGUCCCGCAGGGCCCUGGUCUCUUGUGACAGAGCGUUCCACCAAGUCGGGGCCAGUGCUGAAAAGGCCCUGGCCCUAGUUGAGACCAAUCUAACCACCUUGCAAUUUGGGACCUCCAAAGUGUUGUCAUUUGUGGACCUUAAGGUCCUCUGUGGUACAUACCAGGAGAGGUGGUCCUGUAGGUACGAGGGUCCUAGGCCGCAUAGGGCUUUAAAGGUCAAAACCAGCACCUUAAACCUGAUCCUGUACUCCACCAGGAGCCAGUGCAGUUGGUAAAGCACCGGGUGAAUGUGAUCCCGUGGCGAGGACCCUGUAAGGAGUCUCGCCAUGGCAUUCUGCACCCGCUGGAGUUUCUGGGUCAGCUUCAAGGGCAGCUCCACGUGGAGUGUUACAAUAAUCAAGCCUGGAGGUGACCGUUGUGUGGAUCACUGUGGCCAAAUCAGGGCGAGAAAGGGAAGGACCAACUGCUUAAUACGUCAGAGAUGGAAAAAUGCCACCUUUGCUGUGGCUGCAACCUGCGCCUCCAUGGAAAGGGAGGUGUUGAGGAUUACACCCAAACUCUUGACAGAAGGCGCUAACACUAGAAUUCAUGGGCAUCCAGGCAAGCUGAAGGUUGGGAGAUUUGUUGUUGUUGUUUUUAGUCAUUUAGUUGUGUCCAACUCUUCAUGACCCCCUGGACCAGAGCAUGCCAGGCACUCCUGUCUUCCACUGCCUCCCGCAGUUUGGUCAAACUCAUGCUGGUAGCUUUGAGAAAACUGUCCAGCCAUCUCGUCCUCUGUCGUCCCCUUCUCCUUCUGCCCUCCAUCUUUCCCAACAUCAGGGUCUUUUCCAGGGAGUAUUCUCUUCUCAUGAGGUGGCCAAAGUAUUGGAGACUCAGCUUCAGGAUCUGUCCUUCCAGUGAGCACUCAGGGCUGAUUUCCUUCAGAAUGGAGAGGUUGGAUCUUCUUGCAGUCCAUGGGACUCUCCAGAGUCUCCUCCAGCACCAUAAUUCAAAAGCAUCAAUUCUUCGGCGAUCAGCCUUCUUUAUGGUCCAGCUCUAUAGGAUGGGUAAAAAAGAGGAAUUUUCCCCGCCACACAUAGUGGAACUGUGGAACUCAUAACUGUGGAGCCAGUUAUGGCGACCAACCUAGAUGGCUUUAAAAGUGGAUUGGACACAUUCAUGGUGGAGAGGGCUAUUGAUGGCUACUGGCCAGGAUGGCUGUGUUCUGUCUCCACAGCUGGAGGCAUCAGUGCUUCUGAAAUAUCAGUUGCUGAAAACUGCAGAAGGGGAAGAGGGGUUGGAGAGUUUCCCACAGACAUCUGGAGGCGGGCAGGUGUGGAGGACUCCCUGGUCCUGAAUGGGGUAACUGUGCCCCUGAAGGACCAGGUGCGCAGCCUGGGAGUCAUUUUGGACUCACAGCUGUCCAUGGAGGCACAGGUUAAUUCUGUAUCCAGGGCAGCUCUCUAUCAGCUCCAUCUGGUAUGCAGGAUGAGACCCUACCUGCCCACAGAUUGUCUUGCCAGAGUGGUGCAUGCUCUGGUUAUCUCCCGCUUGGACUACUGCAAUGCGCUCUACAUGGGGCUACCUUUGAAGGUGACCCGGAAACUACAACUAUUCCAGAAUGCGGCAGCCAGACUGGUGACUGAGAGUGGCUGCCGAGACCACAUAACACCAGUCUUGAAAGACCUACACUGGCUCCCAGUACGUUUUCGAGCAUAAUUCAAAGUGUUGGUGCUGACCUUGAAAGCCCUAAACGGCCUCGGUCCUGUAUACCUGAAAGGAGCGUCUCCACCCCCAUCAUUCAGCCCGGACACUAAGGUCCGGCUCCAAGGGCUUCUGACGGUUCCCUCCCUGUGAGAAGUGAGGUUACAGGGAACCAGACAGAGGGCCUUCUCAGUAGUGGCACCCGCCCUGUGGAUGCCCUCCUAUCAGAUGUCAAAGAAAUGAAUAACUACCUGACUUUUAGAAGACAUCUGAAGGCAGCUCUGGUUAGGGAAGCUUUUAAUGUUUAAUAGGUUAUUGUAUUUUAAUAUUCUGUUGGAAGCUGCCCAGAGUGGCUGGGGAAACCCAGCCAGAUGGGCGGGGUAUACAUAAUAAAUUAUUAUUAUUAUUAUUAUUAUUAUUAUUAUUAUUAUCAUCUGAUUGACCACUGGGAGACCAGGAUGCUGGACUUAGAUGGGCCAUUGGCCGGACCCAGCAGCCUCUUCUGACAUUCUCACGAGGCAUGAACUCCUCUAGUCCUGAGACAGGGGACGAGUUUGCAGAAGAGUGUGUGCAUUUGAGAGAGACAGCGAUAGACAGAGAGGCAGAGAGAAUCGCCAAAUGCCGCCCUUCGUGGUUUUUGGGGCAGGGUGUGCAUUAGAGACGGCUGUUGGCCUGCCAUGACAGCUGGCCCUUCAGGGAUCUCAUUCCAGACCAGCUUGCGGAUAUUUAGAUUGUUGUCUCUCAAGAGCUGCCGUGCGAAGAAUUAAGAAGCCAUUAGUGGCCGCAGGGAACCCGGCGGUCACAGCCCUUCUCCGUCCACACGAAACGGGAUAUCCCACAGCUGAGAGACGUCAGCUGAGGCAGCUGCGUAUCUGGCCAGACCUGAUGGUGUGAUUGGGGUGGUGCGCAGAGAUGUGGGGAAGAGGAAGACAGAGGGUCAGGGACUGUGCUGGUCCCAGGGGCUAACUGAGAGGCGAGGUCCGAGUCCAGUCCGAGGUCGAGGGUGCGGUAUGGAGGCUGUCCGUCAAGCUGAAGCUACGUCCAAGGUGGGGAGUCGGGUGAGGUCAGGAACUCUUGCAGAAGAGCAGGACAGGGUGCAGGCAGGAACAGGCUACUAACAAUGUUGCUCCCGCAACUUGGACCGGGGCUGGCUGGCUUUUAUCUGCCCCGAGGCAUAGGGUGGCCCCGAUCCUCAGGUGACUCGCCUCUCCUGGCCUGGAGGUGAGCACUCCUCCUGCGGGAACUUAGUUCCCUCCGCCUCUCUGCCCUAAGCCUCUGCAGCUCAGGAGAGGCUGGAGGGUGACCGGACCCAGAGGCAACCUCGGCUGCCCCUGACGGGGCUGAGAGUGGAGCACCUGCAGGCAAUGGGUCCUCCAUCACCUCAGGAGCCAGAGCAGACUCAGCUGGUGCCUGCACCUGAGGAUCCAGCACAGGUGAGGACCCUUCAGGCUCAGGCCCCAGCUGGUUCUGGAGGCGGGGAAUCCUGUGCAGGCUGGGAUCCCUCAGGUUCAGCAUCCGAGUCCGAAUCCCAGGCCAUCACAGGGACCCUUGGCUAAGCGGUCUUGGGGAUGGUGGGAAUUGCAGUGCAGCAACAUCUGGGUGUUCAGAGAUGCCCCUUCUCUGAUCCUCAGAGGGGAGCGCGGGAAGCCAGGGGCUUGGCGGAGGUUUUUCUACCCUGGAAGCUCUGAGUUGCGUCAACGAAGUUGAAUGCCAACUGACUAGCAGAGGCUGGUGAAUGAGAACCGCUGCUUCUAAGAUCAUUAAAAAAACAAAAAACGGACGGCAUUGUCCUCAGGUGGCGGCACAUAGGCCCGUGUGAAAAUGGGAGCUUAAGAAGCCGUCUUAUCAUUGGCCGUAAUCGUAGAACUGUCGACUUGGAAGGGACCUGAGGGUCAUCCAGACCAACCCUCUGCAAUGCAGGAGUCUCAGCUGAAGCAUCCGUGACAGAUGGCUGCCCAACCUCUGCUUAAAACCGUCCAAGGAAGGAGAGUCCACCACCUUCCGAGGGAGCUCAUUCCAUUGCUGAACAGCUCUUGGCAUCAGAAAAUUCCUCCUAAUGUUUAAUUGGAAUCUCCUUCUUUGUCAUUUGAACCCGUUGGUUCAGGUUGUACCCUUUGGAGCAACAGAAAACAAGCUUGCUCCAUCUUCCACGAGACAGCCCUCCAGAGAUUGGAAGGUGGCCAUCGUAUCGCUUCCCUGUACCUCCUUCUCAUUCCCAAUUCCCUGCCUUCAGGGCAGGCUCACAAGGAAUGGGAAACUGUACACCAGGGUAACCAGAUGUCGCCGUUUCCCAGGGACAGUCCCCGGAUUUGCGAAUAAUUCCCCGGACAAAUUCCAUGUCCCCGGAUUUCAUCUAAUGUCCCCGGGAAACGCAGUGGCGGCAGUCUCAGCAGCCCGGAGCAGUUGGCUCUGGCUGGCUUCAGGAGCUGUGGGCUUUUUCUUUUUUUAACGUUCUUAUGUCACAUAUGUAUGCAUUAUCAUAUUACAUUACAGGGCAUAUUCUAACAUAAUUUCCAACAUGUAUACAAAGUUUAUAUGCCAAAUUUAUGUACCUAAAGAAAGAAAAACAAAGAAAAAACAAAGCCAUUUCAAAAUACUCUACCAUUUCAGAAAACUCUACGGACUUCCUGUCAAUCUCAUUGUAUAUUCUUUUUUUUUACAAAUGAAUUUAGUCUUAUUAUUGUAUAUUUCUUUACAUUUUAUCUAAUACGUUCCUAUAUCAAUGUGUGUUAGAUAAUACAUCUUGUUUCUCAACUCAAUUUCUCUCCAACAUCAAUCGAAUGCUAGCAUACAUAGCGAACCUUUACUAUAUUUUUGAACAUAUAUCUAUCCCAUUUUUCCAUAAAUGUUUGUUUUGAAUUGCCUCUCAACCCCCUGGAAUUGACAAAUAACCAGCUGUGGGUCUCCUAGCAAAGCUUCCAUAUAUUCAGUGGAAGUGCCUCAAAUACAAAAAUAUUUGGAAUUGGUUCAAGGUACCUGCUCCCACUGCAGAGCUUCUGGAGAACGCAGUGGUCAGUUGGGAAUGUAGCUUAAUGCAGACAUAGAAUCGUAGAAUUGUAGACUUGAGAGGGACACCAAGGGUCAUCUAGUCCAACCCCAUGAAAUGCAGGAAUCCCAACUGAGAGAUGGCCAUCCAACCUGUGCUUCAAAACCUCCAAGGAAGGAGAGUCCACCACCUUCCGAGAGAGACCUUUCCACUGUCAAAACUCUUUCUUUGGAACGACCUUUGGGGCUCCCUCCAUCUCUGCAGCUAUAUUAUUCUGAGUUGUUUAGGACUUUGACAAUUAACACAAGAACCUUGGGCCGGGAGCAAAUUGUACCCUAGUGCUGGGCUAGGUGAACCAAUAUUUAGCAUCGUCAAAUGUCCUGUGGAGACCGGGUGAGAUUCUCCCCCCCACCCCAUUUUUAUUUAUUUAUUUGGUUUUUCAGAGAGAGAUUAUACAGUCACAUACCCAACAUACAGCAUAAAAGCAAGAUUCCAAUGAAUCUCUAGUAGCUCCCUCCUCCCCUUUGUGGGUUCUGCUGUUAAUCAUUCCCACCUGCAUCUUUUAUAAUAAUCCAAUUAUUUUAUAAUAAUAGUAAUAGUAAUAAUAAUUUAUUAUUUGUACCCCGCCGAUCUGGCUGGUUUUCCCUAGCCACUCUGGGCGGCUUCCAACAAAGAUAAAAAAUACAUCAAAAUAUCACACAUUAAAAACUUCCCUGAGCAGCGCUGCCUUCAGAUGUCUUCUAAAUGUCAGGUAGUUGUUUAUCUCUUUGACAUCUGCUGGGAGGGCAUUCCACAGGGCGGGUGCCACCACCGAGAAGGCCCUCUGCCUGGCUCCCUGUAGCUUGGCUUCUCGCAGUGAGGGAACCGCCAGAAGGCCCUCGGAGCUGGACCUCAGUGUCCGGGCAGAACAAUGGGGGUGGAGAUGCUCCUUCAGGUACACUGGACUGAGGCCAUUUAGGGCUUUAAAGGUCAACACCAACACUUUGAAUUGUGCUCGGAAAUGUACUGGGAGCCAAUGUAGGUCCUCAACACCGGCUCGCCCCCUCUCCCCCAAGAACAGAACUUCUGUCUUCUCAGGAUUCAACCUCAAUCCGUUAGCCGCCAUCCAUCCUCCAACCACCUCCAGGCACUCACACAGGACCUUCACCGCUUUCACUGGUUCUGAUUUGAAAGAGAGGUAGAGCUGGGUAUCAUCCGCAUAUUGAUGGACACCCAGCCCAAACCCCCUGAUGAUCUCUCUCAGCCGAUGCUCUCUGUUGUAUCCAAAAUUCACCAUUAAGCUACAAGGGAUAUUCCAAUCCUACUCACGAUUUUAACUGUUUACUUUUUUUAAAAAAAAAUAUAUAUUUAUUCCAAGUUUAAAGUUACAAAAAGAAAAAAACAAUACAAAAUACAAAAAAGAAUAUAACAAUAACAGAGAGAGAAGAAAAAAGAAAAAAAGAGAAAAAAGAGAAAAAGAAGAUAUAAAAAUACAUUCAAUUGAAAUAGAACAAGAACAGAUUAAACCUUUACAUAACUUUUUUCCUUUACUUAUUUCCUUGACCUCCUCUAACCUCCCAAUUUUGUAUUCUAGUUCAGAUCGUUUUUUCAGCAAAUCCUUCCAACCUUAUUUUCAUUUACGUAGUUUAAUUUAAAGUAUUAUAAUUUAACCUCCUCUCUUUCAUCAAUUUCAUCAACUCAUUUUUGCUUAAUCCUUUAUGUCACAUCUACCAAAACUACCUAAUUUUCUUUUUCCAACAUCUUUCUAACAGUCUUUAAUAUUACAAUAUUUUUGAAGAUAUACUUUAAAUUUUUUCCAAUCUUCCAGUCUUCUUCCACUGUUUACAAUGGUCUUUAAGAUAAGUUAUAAAUUCCCCCCGUUCCUUAUUAAAAUGUUGGUCUUCCUGGUUUCUGAUUCUCCCAGAGCCAGGUGAGAUUCUGAGCCCAAAGGGGGUGGAUUACAGGACGAGCUCUGAGCUCUGUGCGGGAGGGCAAGUUGACACAGCUGUGGCAGCCCGCUCCCUCUGAGAUAUAAAACAACUUGCGUUUUUUUCAUUUAGGGUUCACCUACAGCACUGCCAACGUGGAGACCUGCGAGGACCACCACCACCAGUGCUCCCUGCAUUCCUUCUGCACAGAUUACAGCACAGGCUUCUGCUGCCACUGCCAGUCUAAGUUCUACGGGAACGGAAGACACUGCUUGCCAGAAGGUACCAUACUUUUCUGUGUAUAAGACGAGUUUUUUUUUAAUUAUUUAAAAAUUAUGUUAAAAAUUGUGAUGAAAAUGAUGUAUCGGUGGUAUAUUUUCAGGAGCUGAAUAGAGCAAAAGAUUGCAAGUCAUGAGGAUGUGGAAAGUGCGUGUAUCAACAAUGCAUAGUUUAUUUUGGGGCUGCUAUUUUGUUCAUGUUAAUAUUGUUUUGCAUAUUAUACACACACUGCAAUCGAUUUGUUAAUCAUGUAAUAUGAUUUUUGCUAUAUUUCUGAUGUUUAGCUUAUUUUACAGUCGUUGCCUUGCUAGUGUUUUUCUAGAUGUUUCAGUGGUGGUUUGUUAAUAAUUCCAUAUGAGUUACGUUGUGUUUGUGAUGUUCUAUCAUGUUACGCAUUGUUUGUAAGCUGCUUUGGGAUUCAUCUGCAUGAAAAGAGGCGUAGAAAUAUAAUCCAUAAAUCAAACUGUAUUUCAAGCCGAAGCUAUCUACAAAUAUAUAAUUCUAGGGGAAAGUGUCGAAUUCUUCAUAGAAUCAGCAUGUGGUAUCUGUGGUUACUGGCCAUAAUGGUGAUUUCCAAUUGCUGGAAACCUGUAGUGGAUCUUGUGUUUGAAUCCUGCUUGCAGGUUCCCCAUUGAGGCAUCUGGUUGGCCACUGUGAGCUCAGGAUGCUGAAAUAAAUGGGCCCCUGGCCUGAUUCUGCAAACUCUUCUUGUGCUCUUGAAUAUCACUUGACAGAUAUGUGUGCAGGUACACAGCCUGGGAGUCAUUUUGGGCUCACAGCUGUCCACGGAGGUACAGGUCACUUCUGUGUCCAGGGCAGCUGUCUACCAGCUCCAUCUGGUACGCAGGCUAAGACCCUACCCUCACGAAGCGAAGUUACAGGGAACCAGACAGAGGGCCUUCUUGGUGGUGGUGCCCUCCAGUCAGAUGUCAAGGAAAUAAACAACUACAGUGGUACCUCUGGUUGCAAAUGGGAUCUGUUCCGGAGGCCCGUUCGCAACCUGAACAGAACGCAACCCGCGUCUGUGUGUGCGCGAGUUGCGAUUCGCCGCUUCUGCGCAUGACGUCAUUUUGCAUGUCUGCGCAUGCGCGAGCGGCGAAACCCGAAAGUAACCCGUUCAGUUACUUCUGGGUCGCCGCAGGACACAACCUGAAAACACUCAACCUGAAGCAAACGUAACAUGAGGUAUGACUGUAUCUGACGUUUCAAAGACAUCUGAAGGCAGCCCUGCGCAGGGAAGCUUCUUAAUGUGUAAUAUUUUAUCAUGUUCUUAAUAUUCUGUUGGGAGCCGCCCAGUGUGGCUUGGACAACCCAGUCAGAUGGGCAGGGUACAAACAAUAAAAUGAUGAUGGUGCUGGUGAUGAUUCUGCUUUGGCUAAAAGUCUCCUCUGGCUUUCUCAGGCGCUGCUCACCGUCUCAACGGCAAGGUGAGCGGAGACCUGCUGGUGGGCCGGACACCGCUGCGCUUUGGAGAAGUGGAUAUGCAUGCCUACAUUGUCGGCAACGACGGGCGAGCCUACACGGCCAUCAGCCACAUCCCUCAGCCGGCCGCCAGGUCUCUGAUGCCUUUGGCUCCCAUCGGGGGAUUUUUCGGCUGGCUUUUUGCUCUGGAGAAACCGGGCUACAAAAAUGGCUUCAGGAUCGCUGGUGAGUCCCCGGGGAGAACAGGCGAGGGUGAAGGCCAGGGGUGGGGGAACUUCAAGCCUGGGGGAUGCCAGACCUCUCAACCCAUCCCUCCGGUCUCUCCCCAGGCCACAACCCUCACGAACCCUGCCUCCCAUCUUUUUUUUUAAAGCAUAGAAUCCACGUACCUACGGGACCGCCUCUCCUGGUAUGCCCCGCGAAGGACCUUAAGGUCCACAAAUGACAACAUUUUGGAGGCCCCAAGUCGCAAGGUGGUUAGAUUGGUCUCAACUAGGGCCAGGGCCUUUUCGGCACUGGCCCCUACUUGGUGGAACGCUCUGUCACAAGAGACUAGGGCCCUGCGGGACUUGACAUCUUUCCGCAGGGCCUGCAAGACAGAGCUGUUCUGCCUGGCCUUUGGUUUGGACUCGGUCUGACCCUUAUGUUUCCCUCCCCUUACGGUUUUGAUUUAUGGGCUACUUUUAAAAUGAGAGGGACAUGGGUGGCACUGUGGGUUAAACCACAGAGCCUAGGACUUGCCGAUCAGAAGGUCAGCGGUUUGAAUCCCCGCGACGGGGUGAGCUCCCGUUGCUCGGUCCCAGCUCCUGCCAACCUAGCAGUUCAAAAGCACGUCAAAGUGCAAGUAGAUAAAUAGGUACCGCUCCGGCUGGAAGGUAAACGUCAUUUCCGUGCGCUGCUCUGGUUCGCCAGAAGCGGCUUAGUCAUGCUGGCCACAUGACCCGGAAGCUGUAGCCGGCUCCCUCGGCUAAUAAAGCGAGAUGAGCGCCGCGACCCCAGAGUCGUCCACGACUGGACCUAAUGGUCAGGGGUCCCUUUACCUUUACCUUUAAAAUGAGGCUGCAUUUUAAAUUUCAUUUUAACCUGUACUUUAAAUUGGUUUGCCCCCCUAUUAUGUUUUUACUGUUAUUUUAUUGGUGUUAGCUGCCCUGAGCCCGGCUCUGGCUGGGGAGGGCGGGGUAUAAAUAUUAUUAUUAUUAUUAUUAUUAUUAUUAUUAUUAUUAUUAGCAACAUAUGAAGCAAUAAAACCCAAACUCUUUUGCAGAAAGAUAAUAGAAUGCAAUGUAUCAAAGGGAAAGAAAAAGCUGUCUCUUGAGCGCCGGCAGCCCGAGCGAGCUCCUUCUCUGCAGAACUUCUCAGGCGUUAAGUUCGACAGAGGGGUGGGAAAUGGCAGCCUGGGAUUUUGUGGCGGCCCCUAAAAUUGUGGGGCUCCUUCCCCACAGUCUUGCACCCGGUACCUUCAUUGUCUGCCUCUAUCCUGUGCAAAAGACACACCUGUUUAUCCUGGCAGUUAAGGUUGCUCUGCGUUUCAAUUUACCUGGACUGCAUUGCUUUUGUUGAACAUUCUUUUAAUAAUUGUAUAAGCUGUUUUGACUUGCAUGGUUACAUUGUACUGUGGAGAGUGUAAUAACUUAUGGACCAUGUGUGUGGUUUGGGAGCUGCACGGUCAGGGGAAAAACAAUGCUGUCCAGGGUUGUAAAGACGGCGGAGAGAAUAAUUGGGUGCACUCUUCCCACCUUGGAUCAAAUCUAUGCUUCCAGGUGUCACAAGAAAGCUGCAGAGAUAGCGCAGGAUAGUGCGCACCCCGGAAAUGAUCUCUUUCAGCUUCUGCCUUCUGGAAGAAGGUGCAGGGUUAUAAAGACUAGGACUAGCCGCCUGAGAAACAGUUUCUAUCCAAAUGCGAUUUUGGUUUUAAACGCAGUGUAAGAUAGUCUCUAUGGGAGUAUAUUGUAUUCAAUUAUGGGAUAUCAGAGUUUUUAGGGGGCUAACCAGGCUGGGAUAGCAGGCUUGUGGGUUUCUGAAUGUCUGAUGUAGAUUUUUCAAUUUCGUUGUUCUGUAUGGGACAAUGACAAUAAAGAUUAUCGUAUCGUAUGUUGCUGGUUAUGUUGCCCCAGGAAUCUUAUGGCAGAAGGUGGGUAAGGAAGAGAAUUUUAAAAUAAAUACAAAUCAAAUAUUCCGGGUCUUUCCCUCUCCCCACAAUAGGGGCUAAAUUCACUCACCAUUUUGAAGCCACUUUCUACCCUGGAGAGGAAAAGGUUUCGGUCAAGCAAACCGCCGACGGGCUGGAUGCAGAGAAUUACCUCAGCGUUCGGACUAAAAUUCAAGGUCAGGUGCCCUACAUCCCUGAGGAUUUCACCGUCCACAUUGCACCUUUCAAGGAGAUCUACCACUACUCAGAUUCAGGUAUGGACGAGCCCGGGCUCAGUUUGUCCGUAAGAAGCUGCGUUGUGUUUUGCACUUUGCAAAAUCGUCUUUCCCCCCGCGAAUAGGAAUCUAUAAAUUUCGUACGCCGAGCAUUCCAAAGUUAUUCAGCAGGAAAAAGACAUAGUUUGCAGCAAAAAGUGUGUUCUGUGAAGAGUCUCAUAACCAGCAAGACUGUCAGUCAGUAAUAAUAAUAAUAAUAAUAAUAAUAAUAAUAAUAAUUCAAAUCCCCGCUUGGCCCUGAAGCCAGUCAGCGUAGGCAGGGCUGAGUUAGAUGGAGCAAGCUUGUAUUGUAUUUAAUUAUGGGGUAUCAGAGUUUUUAGGGGGCUAACCAGGCUGGGAUAGCUGGGAUAGCAGCCUUGUUGGUUUCUGAAUCUCUGAUGUUGAUUUUCAAUUUCAUUGUUCUGUAUCGGACAAUGACAAUAAAGAUUAUCGUAUCGUGUCCUAUGUUCCUAGCUGGAGCUAGCAGCCCAUAUUCUUCUAAAUGUGUUUGUGGGAAGGGUGUUAUUGAUCUGUGGUGUUCUUGUUUGUGUUUUUAUUGUGCAUUUUACGUUUUGAUCUUGUGUUUUCAUGCUGUGAACCAUCCUGAGCUCUACAGGUGAAGGGCUGUAUGCAAAUUUAAAUACCGUAUUUUUCGCUCUAUAAGAUGCACCUUUUCCCUCCUAAAAAGUAAGGGGAAAUGUGUGUGCGUCUUAUGGAACGAAUGCAGGCUGCGCAGCUAUCCCAGAAGCCAGAACAGCGCUCCAUCUCCCUGUUCUAGCUUCUGGCUUAGCCCCUCAGUCCCUUCCCCCACCUCCCAGAAAAUCCCCCAAAAGCCGCGCUCCCUUUAAAGAGCCAUGCGGAGCUCUUGGGGGCUUUUCCCUGAGGAGGGAGAAGGGCAGCCCGUCACUGACUCCACGCGGCUUGUGAAAGGGAGCGCUGAGCAGAGCCUGGGAUGCGUACAGGCUCUGCUCAGCGCUCCCUUUAAAGAAUAUCCUUUUUCUUGCAUUCCCCCUCUAAAAAAAAUAGGUGCGUCUUAUGGAGCGAAAAAUACGGUAAAUAAAACAAUUCACCUCCUGGGCUCAAAAGGAAGCAAUCUGUCAUGUUAGCCUUUUCACUUAAGGUGGGCAGCAGCAUCUUAGUAUCUGUAACAAUAAACACCCAAAACACCAUAAAGGAAAGUCCUGGGGGGAAAGAAGGAAGGAAGGAAGGAAGGAAGGAAGGAAUAUAUGAAUGAACCACCAUUAAAUUGUUAAUUUUUUUUUUAGAGCAAAACAUAUCAACGCCUGCUUUUUCUUUUUCUGUCAUGCUGUCUGACAUACUUCUGAGUGAGUGCCAUAACUGUACCACUGAGAUAGCUCAGUUGGUAGAGCAUGAGACUCUUCAUCUCAAGGUUGUGGGUUCGAAUCCCACCUUGGGCAAAAGAUUCCUGCAUUGUAGGGGGUUGAACUAAAUGGCCCUAAAUGGUCCUUUCCAGCUCUACAAUUCUAUGAUUCUGUGACGCACACCUGUAGAGGAGGCAGUGAUUUUGUCCGGAGCUUGUCCGGAGUUUUGGGCUGGGCUGCCAUCAGUAUGCCGAUGACAUCCAACUCUAUCUGUUGAUGGAUGGCCAUCCUGACUCGGCCCCAGACACACUGAUCAGAUGUUUGGAAGCUGUGGCUGGAUGGUUAUGUGGGAGCCGGUUGAAGCUAAAUCCUUUGAAGACAGAGGUCCUCUGGCUGGGACGGGACGAUAUGGGAUUGGGGGGCAACUCCCAUCUCUUGCGGGGGCGCAAUUAGUGCCAGCAACGUCCGUUAAGAGUUUGGGUGUAAUCUUCGACACCUCCCUUUCCAUGGAGGCGCGGAUUGCAGCUAUAACAAAGGCGGCAUUUCUUCAUCUCCGCCAAGCUAAGCAGUUGGCUCCUUACCUCUCUCGCCCUGACCUAGCCACUGUGAUCCACGCGACGGUCACCUCCAGACUGGAUUAUUGUAACUCGCUCUACGUGGGGCUGCCCUUGAGACUGACCCAGAAACUCCAGCGGCUGCAGAAUGCCGCGGCGAGACUCCUUACAGGGUCCUUGCCACAGGAUCACAUUCACCUGGUGCUAUACCAGCUGCACUGGCUCCCGGUGGAGUACAGGGUCGGGUUUAAGGUGCUGGUUUUGACCUUUAAAGCCCUAUACAGCCUAGGACCCUCGUACCUACAGGACCGCCUCUCCUGGUAUGCCCCACAGAGAAACUUACGGUCUUCAAAUAAAAACAUCUUGGAGGUCCCAGGCCACAGAUAGGUUAGGCUGGCCUCAACCAGAGCCAGGGCUUUUUUGGCUGUGGCUCCGAUCUGGUGGAACGCUCUGUCACAAGAGACUAGGGCCCUGCGGGACUUGACAUCUUUCCACAGGGUCUGCAAGACGGAGCUGUUCCACCAGGCCUUUGGCCAAGACACAGCCUGACCCCCUCCUUUGGUAAUUCUUCACAGAACUCUAGCCCAAUGGUUGCAUAGCUGUCAACUUACAGAUUUGAAAAUAAGGGACCAGCAGCCUUGAAAAUAAGGGAUCAGCAGCCAAAAUAAGAGAUUUUAGUCAACCAGCAGCCAAACGAAGCCUCAAGCGGUGGUUCCCACAGCGCAGCAACCUGGCAAAGGGGAUGCAGCAAGGAAAACCACCGUCACCUCUCCGCUGGGAAGCGCUGAGCAAAGGCGAGUCCCCAGGCAAUGCGGCCAAUUUGAUUGGCACAAGGCAUGCAAGCUCCACCCCCCCAGUCAUUCUUAGACUCCUUAUUGGGUGAGCAACGCAGCCAAGCAACCCAGUUGGAGCCUCCCUCCUCCCUGGCCGGCAGGGAGGGAGGGAGAGGAGCUGCUUCCUUUGACACCCGGGAAAUUUAAGGGACAUCAUCAAUAAGGGACAGCAGCGGGACACAGCGCUGGGAUAAGGGACUUUCCCACCAAAUAAGGGACGGUUGACAGCUAUGAAUGGUUGCCAUCAAUUUGAUUUGAACUGAUUUUAUAAUGAAUUGAUUUUAGAAUGUUGUAUUAUUUUACUGUUGUUAGCUGAUCUGAGCCCGGCUUUGGCUGGGGAGGGCAGGAUAUAAAUAAAAUUUUAUUAUUAUUAUUUUCUAAGAUGAACCCAGCACUCCCCCUUUCCUCUCUUCCCCAGUUGUGACGUCCACGUCCUAUCGGGAGUAUUCCCUUGUUUCCGGAAAUGUCAGCCAAACCUUCUCUUACCGCCUGCACCAAAACAUCACAUACCAAGAGUGCCAGCAUGCCCAUCACCGCAGGCUCUUCCCCGCUGCCCAGCAGCUGACCGUGGACCGCAUCUUUGCCUUGUACAACGAGGAGGAGAGCGUGCUUCGCUAUGCUGUCACCAACCAGAUUGGACCCCUGGGAGGUAUGUUGUCUUUAAAAGCGGGUCAGGCAGAUUCACGGAAGAGGCAAUAUGCCCCCAGAUGCCAGUUGCUGGCUUCUACCCAAAUGCAAUUCUGGUUUUAAACACAGUGUAAGGAGUCCCUGGGACGCAUGGUGCUGUGGGUUAAACCACAGAGCCUAGGACUUGCCGAUCAGAAAGUUGGUGGUUCGAAUCCCUGCGACGGGGUGAGCUCCUGUCACUUGGUCCCAGCUCCUGCCAACCUAGCAGUUCAAAAGCACACCAAAGUGCAAGUAGAUAAAUAGGUACUGCUCUGGUGGGAAGGUAAACGGAGUUUCCGUGCGCUGCUCUGGUUCGCCAGAAGCGGCUUAGUCAUGCUGGCCACAUGAUCCGGAAGCUGUACGCCGGCUCCCUCGGCCAGUAAAGCGAGAUGAGUGCUGCAACCCCAGAGUCGGCCACGACUGGACCUAAUGGUCAGGGGUCCCUUUACCUUUACUUUAAGGAGUCUCUAUGGGAGUAUAUUGUAUUUAAAAAUUGGGUAUCAGAGUUUUUAGGGGGCUGCUUGAGUUGGGGUAUCUGCAAGGUUGGCAGGUGUCAGGGUUCUGGACAGAGGAGCUGAGGUGGGCAGGAGAUGGAGCGUGGGAUGGAUCCAGGACAGCGAGGAAGGAUGAUAAUGGCUCAAGAGAUUCCACCAAGUCUUUCCAGCCAGAUCAGGGUUCCCAGAAGGGCGCCGGGUCGGUCAAGCCCCAGAGGCCCCAGGGGAAGUGUCAGGGCAGGGGCCAGCUGGGCGUCCCAGGGUGUGGCCUGGGCGUCCGGACCAGCCUCCCACCCAGGUGCAGCGAAGGGGUGGGGUUUCCAGUGUCAGGGAAGCGGCUCCGGCAGUAGAAAGGAGGAGGUCGGGACGGCCAUCCUCCCCAGGAGGGCGGUGAAGGGGUAGUGGCUGUUGAAAAGGAAAGUUAGGCUGGGCAGCGCCAGUUCAAAUGUCUGAGGCGCGAGUACAGGAGCCGAGGAGGGGCUGGGUCCCAGAGGCCCGCAGGAGGGGGGCAAGAGCAGUCUGCAAUUCGCGUCAGAGGUCCAGGAGAGCGAGCCCAGCGGGCAGAAGGACCACGGAAGGAAAGAGAGAAGGGUGGAGCAGCGCAGGCCUCUUAGAAUUAGUGCAGAGGAGGGCCAGGGUUCAGAGGGACUUCCAGCGGUCUAAGCGUAGCAGACGUGGGGCUCGCUAGGAUGUCAGCGACAAUGAACUGCAUCUUGACACUUUUGUACUUAAAGGGACCUGGGUUGGUCUUUUGUGAGCUGAGACUUGAGGCAGCCCUGACAGCAGGCUUGUUGGGUUUUGAAGGUUUUAUGUAGAUUUUUCAAUUUCGAUGUAUGGGACAAUGUAUGGGACAAUGACAAUAAAGAUUAUCAUAUCGUAUCAUAUCUGCACCAUUCCCAAACCACGUUUUCACUGAGUUGGCCACAGAGGACACCGCGGGGAUGGUUUUUUGGGUGGUGGAGAAUAAUAAUACAGUCAUACCUCAUGUUACGUCUGCUUCAUGUUAUGUGCUUUCAGGUUAUGUCCUGCGGUGACCCGGAAGUACCGGAAAGGGUUACUUCCGGGUUUCACCGCUCACACAUGCACAGAAGUGCAAAAUGACGUCACGCGCAUGCAUAGAAGUGGCAAAUCACAACCCGCGCGUGUGCAGACACGCCGCUGCGGGUUGCGCUCUUUUCAUGUUGCGAACGGGCCUCCGGAACUGAUCCCGUUUGCAACCAGAGGUACCACUGCAAUAAUAAUAUAUUUAUACCCCACCCAUCUGGCUGGGUUUCCCCAGCCACUCUGGGUGGCUCCCAACAGAAUAUUAAAAACACGAUAAAACAUCAAACAUUAAAAACUGAUUGAUACAGGGCUGCCUUCAGAUGUCGUCUAAAAGUCGGAUAGUUGUUCGUUUCCUUGACAUCUGAUGGGAGGGUGUUCCACAGGGCGGGAAUGAUAAAGCUGGUGCUUUUGUGGGCUUUUGCUUGCCCUCUCCUUCGUCUCCCGGGUUUUGCAAAACGCAACCUGCGAAAAUGGCUAUCCAACGGAUCAAUCCUGGAGAAUGGAUGAGGCUUCUUCCUGGUAGCGAUGAAGUGAUUUCAGUGUUUGUGGGGCAAGAGGUAUGAAUUCCCAUGGGGGGAGAGAGAGAGAGAGAGAGAGUUGGGGUGGUCUACUGAUCACAGCUUCAUCUCCAGAAACAAAAGAUGCAGUUUGUUGUUCUCCCUCCUCCUCUCCCUCCCUCUUUCCUUAAGCGCACAAAUGAGUUCCAGAUCUCGAGUUUGUAAUCCAAGCGCUUUAUAACCUGGUUGUAAAAAUAGCCAAAGGAGGAUGAAGCUGUUUGCACAACUGCAGGACCUGGGGAGAUGGUUGGGAGGACAACCGGUCAUCUGGGCCACGGCGAGAGGGACAUACGAGCAACUUGCAAAGAUUCUGGAAGGAGAUGCAACAGUCCUGUUUUGCUUUCGUAACAUCAGAUGUGCGGUUUGUGUUGCAGGCUGGCUGAGAUCCUGCCUGCGUGGUUUUCAGAGAGAGGCCCCCUUCACUCUCGGGAGUUAACACAUCUCCGAACAUUCUGUGGCCGCGCCGAAUCCCCGCGACAGAGUGAGCUCCCGUUGCUCGGUCCCUGCUCCUGGCCACCUAGAAGUUUGAAAGCACGUCAAAGUGCAAGUAGAUAAAUAGGGACCACUCCGGCGGGAAGGUAAACGGUGUUUCCGUGCGCUGCUCUGGUUUGCCAGAAGCAGCUUAGUCAUGCUGGCCACAUGACCCGGAAGCUGUACGCCGGCUCCCUUGGCCAGUAAAGCGAGAUGAGCGCCGCAACCCCAGAGUCGGCCACGACUGGACCUAAUAGUCAGGGGUCCCUUUAUCUUUUACAGAGGGUGGUGUAUACAGCACAAUAUAUUAUGGGCUGUCCCAUGAAUCCGCUGGAUGAAAUAGCCGGCACUUUCUUGAUCUCCUGCCCUCGGGGAGAAGAUCUAGAAGCAUGAUUAGUCACACCAACAGGGUAAAGAACAGCUUCUAUCCGUGGGCUGUUAGGCUGCUGAAUGAAAAGAUAACAACAGGGCAACUGUCAGUAAACGAGGGGAAUUAAGACUAAGGGAGCUGAGUGGGGGGUGCUCGUGUAAUCUCACUGUAUACAAGUUGUACAAGUGACAACAAAGUCUUUCAAGUAUUUCAAUAUCAGUAUAUAGAUAUACAUAUAUAUGGAGUGUUCACUGGAAGGACAGAUCCUGAAGCUGAGGCUCCAAGACUUUGGCCACCUCAUGAGAAGAGAAGACUCCAUGGAGAAGACCCUGAUGCUGGGGAAGAUGGAGGGCACAAGGAGAAGGGGACGACAGAGGAUGAGAUGGUUGGACAAUGUUCUCGAAGCUACCAGCAUGAGUUUGACCAAACUGCAGGAGGCAGUGGAAGACAGGAGUGCCUGGCCUGCUCUGGUCCAGGGGGUCACGAAGAGUCGGACACGACUAAACGACUAAACAACAACAAUAGAGAUAUAGAUAUAUAUGGAGCAAUCAAUUAUUUAAGCGUACAUUGGCAGUCUGAUGUGGUUUACCACUUCACUGAGAACUGGCUACCUGUCUCCCACACCUCUCCAUUGAACUGGCUGCUAGUGAUAUUUGUAGCUGGAGACUCUUGAUCUGUGCUCUUUCGACCAGAAGGAGGGUAUCAUAGGAAGAGGAAAGAGCAAAAACAACUGCCCCUGGCUGCUGUUUGAGGUUUAAGGCCCACCUGGUUCAGCAUCCUGUUCCCACGGUGGCCAGACAGCUGCCCCAAAGCAGGACCUUUUUAAAAAAACAAUAAGUAUUUAAUCAUUUUUUCGAUACAAACAACAACCGCAAAAGACACUACAACAGAAACCACAAUAACAAUAAUAACACAAUUUGACAAUUCAGAUUUAAAUACACCGAUAUACCUAUGACUGUACCCUUUUAACAAUAUUUCCCCACUUCUCUCUCCUCCCCCCACUUCCCAGCACCAUCCGCCUUAUCGUUUAAAUAUUCAUUCCAGAUUUCUUCAUAUUUAUCCAUUCUUAAUUUGCGUCGACAUUCAUUCAUAUGUAGCUAAUCAGUCCAUAUUAUCAAUCCAUGUGCUCAAUGGAAUCUUUUUGCGGCUCUUCCAAUUCAUCAAAACAAGUUCUUUUUUUUUUGCUUCUAAUAUAGCACGGUACAUCCAUAUUUUUUUUUGAUCCCUUGAAAUCUCCCACAUUUCCGGAAUAUAAUUUAGAAUUAAAUUCAAUUCCCCUAAAUAACAAUUUCUUUUUUAUUUACUGAGUGCCCCCUCCCUCUUCGGCACUUGUGAUUCCUAGCAACUAGUAUGGCCACUGGGCCCAUCACCUCCUGGAAAAUAAAAGGGGAAGAAAUGGAGGCAGUGAGAGAUUUUACUUUCUUGGGCUCCGUGAUCACUGCAGAUGGUGACAGCAGCCAUGAAAUUAAAGGACACCUGCUUCUUGGGAGAAAAGCAAUGAAAAACCUAGACAGCAUCUUAAAAAGCAGAGACAUCACCUUGCCAACAAAGGUCCGUAUAGUUAAAGCUAUGGUUUUCCCAGUAGUGAUGUAUGGAAGUGAGAGCUGGACCAUAAAGAAGGCUGAUCGCCGAAGAAUGGAUGCUUUUGAAUUCUGGUGCUGGAGGAGACUCUUGAGAGUCCCAUGGACUGCAAGAAGAUCAAACCUAUCCAUUCUGAAGGAAAUCAGCCCUGAGUGCUCCCUGGAAGGACAGAUCCUGAAGCUGAGGCUCCAAUACUUUGGCCACCUCAUGAGAAGAGAAGACUCCGUGGAAAAGACCCUGAUGUUGGGAAAGAUGGAGGGCACAAGGAGAAGGGGACGACAAAGGAUGAGAUGGUGGGACAGUGUUCUUGAAGCUACCAGCAUGAGUUUGACCAAACUGCGGGGGCAGUGGAAGACAGGAGUGCCUGGCGUGCUCUGGUCCAUGGGGUCAUGAAGAGUUGGACACGACUAAACGACUAAAGAACAACAACAGUAUUUAAAGGCAGACCCUGUGAUGGCUAGAUAAUGCAAGCCUACCUUGCAAGGUUGCUGUCAGAAUAAAGUGAGGCCACGACAAGUAUACUCUUUUGAGAACAUUGGAGGAAGGAUAUGAUAUAAAUGUGGCAUGGAAACGAAGCAGCCAUUCCCCCUGCUCCCCUCCCCCCCAAAAAAAUACAGGGGAUGGCAGAGGGAGGGGUCUCAAGCUCUGAGUCUUCCUUACUUCCUUCUGCAUCUUCUUUUUAAAACCUGUCCGUGUGAAGUCUGGCCAAUAGCACCCGUGGAAAAAUAAAAUAACAAAAUAACGUUGGUGCCGCGCCUGAAGCACAAAGACUCCUUUGUCACCGAAUGGCACAGCUUUAUAUUACUUACCCAGGUAAAAACGAAAAUAGGAGACUCUCUGCACACUUACUGGUUAACUUAAACCGUUUACCGACUUCUAUAGAAACAGUCAACCGGGAUAAGAAAUUAGGUUAUUUGUUUGUUGUUUUGCAUGCAUUGCCUGAACACCAGCUUCUUGGUUUGGAUAUCUCAUUAUGUGAUGUUGAACAAAAUUAAUAAAAAUUAAUGUAAGCUGUACUACCGCCGAGACCACAUAACACCGGUCUUGAAAGACGUACGUUGGCUCCCAGUAUGUUUCCGAGCAGAAUUCAAAGUGUUGGUGCUGACCUUUAAAGCCCUAAACGGCCGCGGCCCAGUAUACCUGAAGGAGCGUCUCCAUCCCAAUCAUUCAGCCCAGACACUGAGGUCCAGCUCCGAGGGCCUUCUGGCGGUUCCCUCCCUGCGAGAUGUGAGGUUACAGGGAACCAAGCAGAGGGCCUUCUUGGUGGUGGCACCUGCCCUGUGGAACACCCUCCCAUUAGAUGUCAAGGGCAUAAACAACUAUCUGACUUUUAGAAGACAUCUGAAGGCAACUCUGUUUAGGGAAGUUGUUAAUGACUGAUGUUUUAAUGUAUUUGUAGUCUUUGGUUGGAAGUUGCCCAGAGUGGCUGGGGAAACCCAGCCAGAUGGGCGGGGUAGAAAUAAUAAAUUAUUAUUAUUAUUAUUACUAAAAAAACAUACACACUCUCCUUUUCUUGUCACCUGUAGAGGAUUCUGGGACAGUCACCUUGAACCCCUGCUACGAUGGCACGCACUCAUGCGACACAACAGCCCGCUGCCAGCCAGGGUCUGGUCUGGAUUACAGCUGCGAGUGCUCUGCCGGAUAUUGGGGUGAUGGCAAGGAAUGUGCAGGUAAGCAUUGCUGCUGUUACUAUUACUCCAACCUUGACCUCCCACUUUCCCAUCAAGGAGCUAAAGGCAACGCCCGUCACUCUCCCCUCUGCAUCUUACCUUCACAACGACCCUGCAAGGGCGACUAGGCUGAGGGAUAGUGACUGCCACAAGGGCACCCAGUGAGCCUAAAAGGCCAAGUGUGGAUUCCAAGAGUCAGGACAGAUAAUAAGAAGGAUUUACGUAGCGCGGAGUUAAACUGUGGAACUCCUGGCCACUGGAGCAUAGCUGUCAACGUUUUCCCUUUUUAAAGGGAAAUUCCCUUAUUCCGAAUAGGAUUCCUCGCAAGAAAAGGGAAACGUUGACAGCUAUGCACUGGAGGCAGGGAUGACCACCAAGCGAGAAGUACUGUAGUUAAUUUGUGAAUGUUCUCCCUAUAUAAAAAUAUAGCAAUCUAUGUAACAUGCCAUUACGCCAAUGAGCUUGGGGGGGGGGUCGAAGGAUGGGAACUUCUGCCCCCGCAGUUAGAGUGAUUUGAAGCCGAUCUGUGUGUGUUUAGCACGCUUAAGAGGUUAAGCCUUGGAACUUUGUUUUCCCUGGAAAACAUCUGGAUCUGUUUGGCUCUGGUGAUGUUUUUGUAGCUGGAUGGGGGAUGAACGUCCUGGCCGGAACGAGCCAUGGGGAGGGGGAGGCCGGGGGGGUGGAGGGCUGGGGAGUUGGCGGCUGUGCAGCUGAUAAUGUGAAAUGAUGCCGGAACCGCCUGGAAGAAUCGACCCGAACGUUUUUCUCCCCAUUCAUCCUGCCCCCCUCUCCUCCUCCUCAGAUGUCAACGAAUGCCAAGAGGGCCGCAGUAGGUGCAGCCCGGAGUCCGUCUGCGUCAACACGCCCGGCAGCUACCGGUGUGAGUGCCCCAGUGGAUACCAGAUCGCAGGGGACCGGGCCACUUGUGUAGGUAAGGGGCUAGUCCCUGGUGAGGAAGGCGUGUCCUCAACGAGGGAGGCGCAAACUCCGAAAUCUGGGCAGGAAGCGAUGGGGAGAAGGCGGCAUUGGGCGACUGUGGACAGUGGCAUCCCUCGACUUAGCCGUGGUUGGCAUUCUGCGCCAUCAAAGAUGCUCCUUUUGCCAUUAAAGGGGGAAAAGAGAAUUUGGAAGCUGCCUUAUACAGUCAUACCACGUGUUGCGUUAGGUUCACGUUGCGUCUUUUCAGCUUGCGAACGAUGCAAACCCGGAAGUGUAUACUUCUGGGUUUUGCUGCACGCGCAUGCGCAGAGGCGUUCUGCGCACUGUGCGUAUGCACAAAAGCAAUCUGCGUGCUUCGCGCAUGCGCAGAAGCACUCAAUCGCACUGCGCACAUGCACGGAAGAGGCGGACUUUUGGGGUGCGAACGGCACCCCGGAAUGGAUCGUGUCCGCAACUAGAGGUACCACUGUACUUUUGUUCUUUGGCACUCCUGCUGGUGCCACAUGAUCCCCAUUUUCUGCAUUUGUCUGGAUCGUUUAGUGUGGCAACUUUGGAACUCCCUGCCUGUUGAGAUCACGCAGGCGUCUUCCCUUUACUCUUUUCGGUGCCUGCUAAAAACAUUCCUGUUGGGAAAAGCUGCCCUCCCCCAGAAGCUUAGAAAGUUAAUGUGGGUUUUAGUCUUUUCAUUUUUGUAUGUAUGGCUGUACAGUGGUACCUCGGGUUACAUACCCUUCAGGUUACAUACGCUUCAGGUUACAGACUCCGCUAACCCAGAAAUAGUGCUACAGGUUAAUAACUUUGCUUCAGGAUGAGAACAGAAAUCGCACAGCGGCAGUGGGAGGCCCCAUUAGCUAAAGUGGUGCUUCAGGUUAGGAACAGUUUCAGGUUAAGAACAGACCUCCGGAACAAAUGAAGUACGUAACCAGAGGUACCACUGUAAUUGUUUUGAUUUUCUGGUUUUAUCUUUUUACAAACUGCAUUGAGGGUUUUUUUGUUUUCGUUUAACGAACAAGCUGUAUAUAAUUUUUUGUGUAAUGAAUAAGAAAACAAUCCAGUUCAGUAUUGGCUGCUCGGACUGGCAGCAGUUCUCUGGGAACUCCAGGAGACGAGGCCUCUGUCCCCAUUGCUUGCUCUCUGCGUUCUUGCAAACGUGGUUUCUAUUGCUGAGCUGCCAAGAAAUCCUUUCAGUUAGGCUUGCUCAAGAGAGCCUCCUGACGGAUCCUGCCCCAUGUGGAUUGGUGUGAGGGGGGCUGUCGUUUUGGAUUUGCGUCGCAGGUUCCCGAAAUGUCUCGAGCCAGCCCGGCCAGCUGGAGUCCUCCUUUGACCCCUUAUUUCAUGUACACUUGUGUGUCUUCUGCACAAGUCUUCUCUUGGCUUCAGUCUGGGGAGGAGUUGGUUUGCGUUGCUCUGGGUGGGCUCAAUAUAUCGAUGCACGUCCGGGCUCUGUUCUGUUUCGGAAAAGGAACAGUUGCCACCACCACCCUUUCUGUUUUUUGCAAUGGGAUUUCCUCUGUUGGCACCUCUGUUGAAUGCACCUGCAAAUUCACUUUAAAGGUAAAGGGACCCCUGACCAUUAGGUCCAGUCGUGGCCGACUCUGGGGUUGCGGCGCUCAUCUCGCUUUACUGGCCGAGGGAGCCGGUGUACAGCUUCCGGGUCAUGUGGCCAGCAUGACUAAACCACUUCUGGUGAACCAGAGCAGUGCACGGAAAUGCCAUUUACCUUCCCACCGGAGCGGUACCUAUUGAUCUACUUGCACUGGCAUGCUUUCGAACUGCUAGGUUGGCAGGAGCAAGGACCGAGCAACGGGAGCUCACUGCAUCGCGGGGAUUUGAACCGCUGACCAUCUGAUCAGCAAGUCCUAGGCUCUGUGGUUUAACCCACAGUGCCACCUGUGUCCCUAAAGUGCAAAUUCACUUUAUUGCGACGAUUACUGUAUUUUUCGCUCUAUAAGACGCACUUUUCCCCUCCUAGAAAGUAAGGGGAAAUGUGUGUGCGUCUUAUGGAGAGAAUGGAGGCUGCGCAGCUUUCACUGAAGCCAGGAGAGCGAGAGGGAUCGGUGGCUAUUGGAACGCUCCCCCUGCCUUGAAGAGGUUUGGCAUGGCUAUCCCAGAAGCCAGAACAGCAAGAGGGAUCGCUGCUUUCGCUCUCUGCGCAGCGCCCCUUCAGCAAAGCGGGAGGAGAAACGGAGCCCCUUCCAUUUCUCUUCCCGCUUUGCUGGAGAGGCGCUGCGCAGAGAGGGAGAAAAUAUUUUUUUCUUGUUCUCCUCCUCUAAAACUAGGUGCGUCUUAUGGUCGGGUGCGUCUUAUAGAGCGAAAAAUACGGUAUUUGUAUGCCGUCCUCCGUCUGUAGAUCUCAGGGCGUUCACAACACACAUAAAUACAAGAUAAAAAAAACCCAUAUAGCCACCUGUCUCUGAAAGUGGCCUUGAGCUCCAUCAUAGAAUCAUAGACUUGUAGAGUUGGAAGGGACCCUGAGGGUCAUCUAGUCCAACCCCCUGCAAUGCAGGAAUCUAAACUAAAGCACCCACGACAGAUGGCCUCCUUGCUCUUCAGCAUGGCAGUUAUGGACUUUCUUUUUCCUCCACCCCAGGUGUGGCUGGCAUGGUGAAUUUUGCAUCUUGUUGGACUCCAGCUCCCAUCAGCCCUGACCAUUGGUCCUGCUGGCUGGGGCUGAUGGGAGUUGUAGUCUGACAGCUUCUGGAGGGUGCCAGGUUGGCUACCCCUGUUCAAAUCCCUGUGCCCAGUUCUUUAUUCCUGGAAAUCACAUGCUGAUUUAGAACUUCAGCAUCACCUGGUAGAGUAGCAGGUGAGCUAUUUUUCUGCAUGCAGGGAAUGGUCAAAAGCGCCUCCUCCCCGCAAUGCCUGCCAUCUUGAAAUGGUACAGGGCAUUGUGAGGCACCUCUGUCACUGUCCUCUUCUCUGAUACAGGUGCUUCUUCCGCCCACAAGAGAAUCUCAGAGCCACUUAUAAAUACUUUUUAAAAAAUAAAAAUUCUGGGGCUGGAUUCUGUAACCUGCAUUUAUUAUGCAAAUUGAUAAUCUCUGCACUGUUUACCUUAAGUUGCAAUAUUUUGCUAUUUUUAUCUUUCUUUUGUAGUUUUUGUUAAUUGUGAGGAAAGGCUGAGGGAGCUAUUUGGUGCAAUGAGCCACUGGGCCUAUUGUUGAGCAGGUUUUGUGCAUGCACUUUCAGAGAUAACCAUGAGGUCUAGCCCCUUGGUUGUUUCCCCACCCCCUAAGGAUAGCAGCAUUUCUCAGGAAGCUGAAUUCCGCAGGCAAUAACCAUAUUCUGUGAGACCUCUGUGCUCUUGUUAAUUAUGGUCUGUGCCUAUUCCUCAUCAUUGCCUAACUUGUUUCUUGAGGGGGAAGUCUUGGGAAUGUCAGCCUUUGCAGGCGUAACAAAUACCACAGUCUCUGGAACCUCUUUUUCCCAGGCUUCUGCUGACAUCAGUUGGAAAAUUUGACUUUGGGGGUUUUUCCGGCAUGCUAUCAAUUAACUCUCCAUUUGCAGCUACAGCUAGCUGUGAAGGAAAGCAUGCAGUGGAAUGGUGUUAAUCUGGAAAAGAAGGAAGCUUGGAAGGUCUUUGUUGGCUUCUCGGCUUCUGAGAUUUUAUUGGAUAUGACACUCCUGAAUUUGGCCAUAAGGACUAGAAACGUAACUUUUUAAAAGCAAAAAUAAAUGCUGAAUUCAGCGCCAGAUUUCUAUGCUUUUGCAACUGCGGAGAGCAGCCCUGUGGGAUGUCCUGAAAUCCUGAGAAAAGUUAGCACAGCAACCUGAGGGACACACACACAAGGUUCCCCAUCCUUUCACUCUGUUGCAGAGCAAACCGGAGCCAGAUUCCUCUUGUGUGGUCCAAUCGCAUCAUACACGCAUUGAACUUGCGCAAUUUCAACCGCACGCAGUUGAAAUUCUGCCAGUGAAAUUGUGCUGGUCCCGAGGGUUACCGUGCGGCGUGGUCUGAGUCCGGUCCUAGGUUGGACAUUAUUUAGGUAUGCGACAACAGCGGCAAGAAUAUUGAUUGCACAAUAAUAGCUGACUCCUGCUUUCAUUCCUUUCCAGCCGUUGCCCCGCCAUCCGAUCCCUGCACAGACGGCACUCACACCUGCGCCCCGUCCGACCAGGCGCGAUGUGUCUACCACGGAGGAGGUUCGUUCAGCUGUGUGUGCCUCACUGGUUACGCGGGCAAUGGGCACAACUGCACAGGUAAGUGGAAGAAGAGGUUUGCCUUGGGCUUUGCCUUGUCCUUCCUCGGUGAUUCCGAGACCAGCAGGAAAUCGGUCUGGUCCUCUGGAACUCUCCCCCACUAGAGAUUCAGCGGACGCUUUAAGAACCUGCUGAAAACUUUUCUUUUCCCCCAGGCCUAUGCGGCUAAUUAAGAAUACAUCCUCCCACAUUGGUUAAUGGAUGUCCGUUUUUCUUUCUUAAUGGUUUUGUGUUUUUAUUGCUAAAAACCACUUUGAUAUACUCACUGUGACACAGGAGUAUACAAACAAAUGAAAUGAACCAAUAAACAAAAUAAAAUGUCACAGAUGGCGCAGAACUGGAACAGCAAUCACACUUGAGAUUAGAAUUACGACCUCGAAUGAUUAGGAAAUCGAUGAUUUCAACACAAUUCCGUUUAAACAUGUUCUUGCAAAGUAUCUCAGAUUUAUAAAAUCGACGACAAUUCCCAUCCUUCAAGAAUUUGCCAGAAAAAUGACACAUUGAGGUUUUGCUUAUUUAUAUAUUUAUUUGGAGAUAGAAGCUCUCAAGUGAUUAAACUGAAGGCAGAGCCCUAACAGUUCAUGGCCACGGCGUUUGUGAAGAGUGCAUCCUGCGUUUUUUCUCUUGUGUGUGAAAAUGGUCUAAAAACCUGUUCCUUUUCCUAUCAGUCUGAAGGGGAUGUGCUUUAAAAAUGAUGCCUCGUUCAUCUCUCUCUCUUUCUCUCUCUCCCUACUCUAACUCACCAUCACUUAUUACCUUCUAAAUAAUAUUAGUUUGAGAGUCCAUUAUUGCCUCUCGGACUUGACGUUUGAAACUUUGAGCCAGUUUCCCCCCUGUACCACUUUUGGAACAAGAGAGCAUUUGUCACAGAGGUCUUUUGAGGGCCUCCAGCCACAUCAGAGCAGGGCUUAGUGGCUUUUCGGCUCUGGAGAUUUUAGGGGCUCAAGAUAUUUCUUUCGCCUUUGCUUCUGAUGCCAAACUCCCAGGAAGGGAACACCUGCCUUCUCAAGCAUGUGUAAAAUUUAUAUACUGACUAUUUACCCCCCCAAAAGCACUAACCCAAUAAUAAAGGUAAAGGGACCCCUGACCAUUAGGUCCAGUCAUGGCCGACUCUGGGGUUGUGGCGCUCAUCUCGCUUUAUUGGCCGAGGAGCCGGCAUACAGCUUCCGGGUCUUGUGGCCAGCAUGACUAAGCCGCUUCUGGCGAACCAGAGCAGCGCACGGAAAUGCCGUUUACCUUCCCGCCAGAGCGGAACCUAAUUUAUCUAGUUGCACUUUUGUGCUUUCGAACUGCUAGGUUGGCAGGAGCAGGGACCGAGCAACGGGAGCUCACCCCAUCGCGGGGAUUCAAACCGCUGACCUUCUGAUCAGCAAGUCCUAGGCUCUGUGGUUUAACCCACAGCACCACCCGCGUCCCAACCCAAUAAUACCCCCCCCAAAAGAGCCACAUUUUGAAGGGUAUGGGAUGUUGAUCAGGUCAACCAAAAAAGGGAACGUUUUUGCCUGGCACCUAAAGGUGUAUAAUGAAGGCGCCAGGCGAACUUCCCUGGGGUGAGCAUUCCACAGACGGGGAGCCACUGCAGAGAAGGCCUGUUCUCGUGUUGCCACCCUCUGGACCUCUUGAGGAGGAGGCACACAAACAAAGCCCUGGGAAGAUGCUCUUAGGGUCUGGGUAGGUUCAUAUGGAAAGAGGUGGUCCUUUGAGGUAUUGGGGUCCAAAAACCAAAACCAGCACUUUGAAUUGGGCCCAGAAACUAAUUGGUAGCCAGUGGAGUCGGACCAGGAUCGGUGCAAUAUGCUCAAACCAUCUUGCUCCGGUGAGCAACCCGGCUGCUGAAUUCUGCACCAGCUGAAGUUUCCAAACUGUCUUCAGAGGCAGCCCUACGUAUAACACAUUGCAGUAAUCUAACCUUGAGGUUACCAGUGCGUAGACAACAGUAGUUAGAUGGAAAAUUCUUAUUUUGCUCCCUUGGACCCCAAUACGUCUUGGGACAUCCCUGUGUCCAAACUGCUUCCCAGGCUAUUUAUUCCCUGUAUACUCCCAGUCUUUUCUUCCUCCUCCACAGAUGUGGACGAAUGUGCGGAGAGAAGGUGCCACCAGGCAGCCGAUUGCUACAAUUCUCCCGGCUCCUUCUCCUGCCGCUGUUUCGCUGGCUACGAAGGCGACGGCUUCCGCUGCUCUCCAGGUACGGCCUCAGGGGCUGGAGAACUGGCUCUGCUCAAUUGUGAUGUUUCAGCUGCCCAACCACCCAGCGCCCUUCCGGUGGGGAGCUUGGCUGGAGGUCCCGAGGUCCUGGCCGAGGCAGGUUUCCAGACUGAGAGCUACAAUGCACACGGGAUAAAUGAGGAAGUCAGAAAGGGUUAGGGCCUCAAUUUCUAGCCUGGUUCAAAGAUAACAUAAGAAGGUAAAAAGAGUUUGCUGGAUCAGCCAGUGGCACAUUCAGUCCAGCAGCCUGUUGUAAUAAUAAUUUAUAAUAAUAAUGUAUCUAGUUAUACCCUGCUCAUCUGGCUGGGUUUCCUAACAGAAUAUUAAAAACAUGAUAAAACAUCAAACAUUAAAAACUUUCCUAAACAGGGUUGCCUUCAGAUGUUUUCUAAAAGUCAGAUACAGUGAUACCUUGGUUCUCAAAUUUAAUCCGUUCCGGAAGUCUGUUCCAAAACCAAAGCGUUCCAAAACCAAGGCGCGCUUUCCCAUAGAAAGGAAUGCAAAAUGGAUUCAUCCAUUCCGGACUUUUAAAAACAACCCCUAAAACAGCAAUUUAACAUGAAUUUUACUAUCUAACGAGACCAUGGAUCCAUAAAAUGAAAGCAAUAAACAAUGUACUGCAGUCACACAAUCAAUCAAUCAGUAGCUGAACUGGGUUCCAUGCAGUCACAAAAACAAAACAAAAAGAGCUGCAAGAACAAAAUUGCAAAAUAAUUAGCAAAAACAGGCAGAGCUCAGCGUAACACUCAAAGCGGAGCACGUUCAGCUUCCGAAAACAGUUCGCAAACUGGAACAAUUACUUCCAGGUGUGCAGUGUUUGGGUUCCAAGGUGUAUGAGUACCAAGGCGUUUGAGAACCAAAGUACCACUGUAGUUGUUUAUUUCCUUGAUGGGAGGGCGUUUCACAGGGAGGGCGCCACCACCGAGAAGGCCCUCUGCCUGGUUCCCCACAGCGGCCAAUCAGAUGCCUGUGGGGGAACCCACAAGCAGGAUUCGAACUCAAGAGCCCUCUCCCCUCCUGUGUUUUCAGCCACUGAUAUUGCUGCCUCCCAACCGUGGAGGUGCAGACGCCAUGGCUAGCACCCACUGACAGCGCUCCCCUCUGAGACUGUGUCCAAUCCUCCUCAUGCAACAGAAUGGCCUCAUGUCCGCAGAGACAUAGCCCCAUCAGGGUAGCUAGCCGUAGGACGUUGGACCAUGGUGUCGAAGGUCCGGGUUCAAAUCCGCAUCACGCCACGAAGUUCACUAGCGAUACGGUCCUAACUCCUUUUCGCCUCCACAGAUGUUGACGGCAGGGUGCAAGGAUGCUGCGCGGUUGCACGCAGGAGCAGGGCUUGUCUGCACAAACCCAUGUGGACUUUAGACAUGGAGAGAGGUUGCCACAGGCCAGAUUUUCCCGGACAUACCGUAUUUUUUGCUCCAUAAGAAGCACUUUUUCCCUCCUAAAAAGUAAGGGGAAAUGUGUGUGUGUCUUAUGGAGCGAAUGCAGGCGGGAGGCUCUUCUCAGCGCUCCCUUUAAAGAGUAUUUUUUUUCUUGCAUCCCCCCUCUAAAAACUAGGUGCGUCUUAUGGUCAGGUGUGUCUUAUGGAGCGAAAAAUACGGUAUCUGGAAUACUGCAGUCGGAAGCAGCGUCCGGGUGGAAAUCGCUAAAAAAUGUCCGGGAAAAUCUGGAUAUACGGCAAGCCAUGUCAGCAGUCUGACAAUUUACCUUAAAAAUAGCUCCAAAACUUCAUUAUUUAUUUAUUUUUUGCGAUUUUGCCAAAAAAGCUCAACACCUUUGGGCAAAACUCUGCCAAAAAAACACAAAACCCUCAACAACUUUUGUGAUAUAUCAGCUUAUCACACCAUAUGCCAACUCUAGUGGGAUUUUACCCCGAUAUUUUAGAUAUCUUGGAGACAUCAUUAACAGGAAGCCUAAGGCACCGGGCUUUUAAGCAGAGGUUGGGCAGCCAUCUGUCCUGGAUGCUUUAGCUGAGAUUCCUGCAUUGCAGAGGGUUGGACUAGAUGACCCUCGUGGGUCCCUUCCGACUCUACAAUUCUAUUAUUCUUUCUCCCGGCCGGUAGGGGGCGUGCAGAGGAUGACCCGCUGUGAACACGAGCGGCUGUACGCCAGCCAGCGAGGCGCUGCCUUCCCUGGGGCCCCCCACGUACCCGAGUGUGAUGACCAGGGGAACUACAGGCCACUGCAAUGCCACAGCAGCACCGGGUAUUGCUGGUGCGUGGAUACAGAUGGCAAGGAGAUUCCCGGCAGCCGGGUGCCGCCGUCGACUUCCCGACCAACUUGCAGGGCUCCAGGUUAGUGCCUCACCUGCCCUUCGCUAUGCUAAACUAUCUGGGGAAAACAAGGGUGGGUGCUGUUCCUCUGGGGGUCUAGGAUAGGGGUCAGCAAACUUUUUCAGUAGGGGGCUGGUCCACUGUCCCUCAGACCUUGUGGGGGGCUGGACUAUAUUUUUUUGGGGAAAAAGAAGAGCGAAUUCCUAUGCUCCACAAAUAACCCAGAGAUGCAUUUUAAAUAAAAGGAUACAUUCUACUCAUGUAAAAACACACUGAUUCCCGGACCGUCUUUGGGCCGGAUUGAGAAGGCGAUUGGCUGUUGGUUAAGGACAAUUAAAAGUAAUAGGGAAAUUAAGAAAUGUAGAUUAAGUGAUAAAGAUUGAAAAAUCUUCAGACGUGGUUGAUGGAAGUCCAAAACGUUGCAUAAGAUAAGAAAAUAUGUUAUAUGAUUGUUGGGAAUGAUAUAUUUUAUAUAUAAAGGUAAAGGUAAAGGGACCCCUGACCAUUAGGUCCAGUCGUGACCGACUCUGGGGUUGCGGCGCUCAUCUCGCUUUAUUGGCCGAGGGAGCCGGCGUACAGCUUCCGGGUCGUGUGGCCAGCAUGACUAAGCCGCUUCUGGCGAACCAGAGCAGCUCAGGGAAACGCCAUUUACCUUCCCGCCGUUUACCUUUCUUGUUCUUUAAGCAGUAAGGUAAAGGUAAAGGUAAAGGGACCCCUGACCAUUAGGUCCAGUCGUGGCUGACUCUGGGGUUGCGGCGCUCAUCUCGCUUUAUUGGCCGAGGGAGCUGGCGUACAGCUUCCAGGUCAUGACUAAACCGCUUCUGGCGGACCAGAGCAGCGCACGGAAAUGCCGUUUACCUUCCCGCCGGAGCGGUACCUAUUUAUCUACUUGCCCUUUGACAUGCUUUUGAACUGCUAGGUUGGCAGGAGCAGGGACUGAACAAUGGGAGCUCACCCCAUUGUGGGGAUUCGAACUGCCGACCUUCUGAUCGGCAAGUCCUAGGGUCUGUGGUUUAACCCACAGCGCCCCCUGUGUCCAUAUAUAUAUAUAUAUUGCUUUCGAAAGCCGUCCAUCAGCAUUUACCUUGCAGUUUCAGCUUGGAGACACCUGGUUGAAACACCACCAAGUUAAAUGUGAGCAGGGCAGAGGACUUCUUUUUCUUAUUAUUUAUUAGUGACGUCUUAAAUUUCUAGACUGCCCUUCAUCCAGGGAUCACAGGGCGAUUUGCAAUAUAGAAACACAAAAGUAGGUAUUGACCAGAGGAGGAAUGACCGCUGGGUCAUGAUUCUGUAAUAUCUGCUAAGUUUUUGGUGCUGCCAAGUUUAAGAUCUGCUGAAUUUGAAUGCAAGACUUCAGUGGCGAUGGGGGUGGAGUCUGGGUUUUGGGAAGACCUGACCUUCCAGUAUUUCUCUUUCUUUACAGGUUUGCAAACCUUGGUGUGGGUCACUUAAAACUAGCAUCUCUCAAACUUGGGUCUCCAACUGUUGUAGGACUAUGAUUCCCAUCAUCCCUGACCACUCGUCCUGCUAGCUAGUGAUGAUGGGAGUUGUAGUCUAACAACAGCCAGGGACCCAAGUUUGAGAAACACUGAUUUACACCCUCUUGGUUUUUUUGUUCGUCCUUCAGAGCCCACCCAGAGGCCGCAGACCAUGUGCGAGCGCUGGAGGCAGAGCCUUCUAGAGCACUACGGGGGCAGCCCGAGGGGCGACCAGUACGUGCCCCAGUGCGACGCCCUGGGCGAAUUCACCCCCUUGCAGUGCCACGGGAACAGCGGCUACUGCUGGUGUGUGGACGAACAUGGGCGCGAGGUCCAAGGGACGAGGUCGGAGCCUGGAGUUCCCCCCGCGUGUAAGUGCUGUGGCGUCAGAAGCAAUUCUCUGCAAAGCCUUCAGGGGAGGCGGUUUGGCAAACACAGGCAGCAUGGCUGUUUGUGGACGGACAGGGAGUCCGUGGCAGAAGACACGGGGAUGGGCAUGGUGGAGCCAUGGACGGAAAUCCUGUAAGGCUGGGGGAACUUUUUUUUCCAGCCAAGGUCCACAUUCCCUUCUAGUCAACGUUAUGGGGGCCACUUUUUUUUUUUACUUACCAUAUUUUUCCAUCUAUAAGACGGCCCCAUCUAUAAGACGCCCCCUAUUUUCGGGGACACAGAUUUGAGAAAGUUGGGGGGGGGGAGAGAGAUUUAUCCAUGUACAGUGGUACCUCUGGCUACGUACUUAAUUCGUUCCGGAGGUCCGUUCUUAACCUGAAACUGUUCUUAACCUGAAGCACCACUUUAGCUAAUUGGGCCUCCCCUCUGCUACUACGCCACCGGAGCAGGAUUUCUGUUCUCAUCCUGUAGCCCAAGGUACCACUGUAUAAGAUGCCCCCUAAUUUUUGACAUUAUUUUUUAGGGGGGAAACCUAGUCUUAUACAGUGGUACCUCGGGUUACAUACGCUUCAGGUUACAUACACUUCAGGUUACAGACUCCGCUAACCGAGAAAUAGUACCUUGGGUUAAGAACUUUGCUUCAGGAUAAGAACAGAAAUCGGGCGGUGGCAGCAGGAGGCCCCAUUAGCUAAAGUGGUGCUUCAGGUUAAGAGCAGUUUCAGGUUAAGAACGGACCUCUGGAACGAAUUAAGUAUUUAACCCGAGGUACCACUGUACACGGAAAAAUACGGUACUUAAUUACACACACACCAGUUUUAUAUCCCGCUUGAUUGCGGAAAACCGCCAAGUCGUUUGCAAAAAGAAUGACACAGCGAGAAUGUUAGUGAAAACCGUUGCGGCGUUAAUUUCAAACGAGCAAUAGAAUAAAAAACACGCCAGCAUGCUAAGUAUCUAGACAGGCUUGUCCAAGCAGAAACGUUUUUAGCAGGUGCCAAAAGGAGUAAAAAGGUGUCAAGAGGCGGGGAGUUCCAGAGGGUAUAACCGGUGAUAAUUUUUAAAAGCAGAUAAGAGGCUGGGGAAAGUAGCAGGUAAGACUGGUAUAGAAAAGACCCUCUUGCACCCUCCCAACCCUGAAUCGGAAGAAAGGGGCGGGGGCUGUGCAGGGAAGGCCCAUCAAGCAAUCUCGUAGGGUAGGCAGUAAGAACACACACAGUCCUUUGGAUACCAUCUCUGAGCCAUGUAACACCUUUUGCCUCUCCACCUGGGUGGCUCAGUUGGUUAGAGCGCGGUGCUGAUAGCACCAGGGUUUCAGGUUUGAUCCCCGUAUGGGACAACUACGUAUUCCGGCAUUUCAGGGGGUUGACCAGAUGAUCCUCAGGGUCCCUUCCAACUCUUCGAUUCUCCCGCAGGCCUGCCCAGCGUCGCCCCUCCGACUGUCCGUCCCUCUCCGCGCCCCGACGUCAGUCCGCCCUCGGCCGGGACGUUCCUGCUGUACGCCCAGGGCCAGCAAAUUGGCUACCUGCCACUGAACGGCACCAGGCUUCAUAAGGAGGCAGCGAAGACCCUGCUCUCCCUGCAUGUAAAGUAUUUUUCCUGGGGGGUGAGGGUGGGUGGGGGACAAAGGAGGAAUGGGUGGCUCUGGGGGUGGGAGGGCUGGCAAGGCCUCAGUUCAGACCACCUCUUCCCACGUCAAAAGACCACAUGUGGGGAGCAGAGGCAGGCUAACCCCGACCCUGUGCGCAGCAAUGCAGGAUUCCCCAACCUGCCGCCCACAUCUCUGGAGGUGGAAAAAAUCUAGGAUGCUGUGGUGAAUGAACUUCCCGGCUGAGUGCAGAUCUGCCUUCUGGUGGUUCCCUCACUGCGAGAAGCCAAGUUACAGGGAGCCAGGCAGAGGGCCUUCUCGGUGGUGGCGCCCGCCCUGUGGAACACCCUUCCACCAGAUGUCAAAGAGAAAAAUAACUACCAAACUUUUAGAAGACAUCUGAAGGCAGCCCUGUUCAGGGAAGCUUUUAAUGUUUAAUAGGUUAUUGUAUUUGAGUGUUUUGUUGGAAGCCGCCCAGAGUGGCUGGGGAAACCCAGCCAGAUGGGCGGGGUAUAAAUAAAAAUAAAAUAAAAAUAAAUAAUAAUAAUAAUAAUAAUAAUAAUAAUAAUAUCUGAACCUGGGUCUCCUUGCUGCAUUUGGAAGUAUCAUGAUGUUGGAAGCCCAGGGACAGAUUUAGGUUUGAUGAGGCCCUAAGCUACUGAAGGUAAUGGGGCCCUUUAUAUGUCCAGCUGUCCUUUGUCAACAACAAAUUUUUGUGUGUGUGGAAUAUAUGCUAUAUGGUAAUUGAUGGACCUAAUAUCUCAAGCCUUUUGCACAUGUUGCCAUGCAACCAGUCCAUGCAGAAUGCAGGCACCUUAUACAGUCAUACCUCAUGUUACGUUUGCUUCAGGUUGAGCGUUUUCAGGUUGCGUCCCGCGGCGGCCCUCCAGAACGGAUCCCGUUCGCAACCAGAGGUACCACUGUAUAUAGAAAUGAGCAAACCAGUGAUAUUUGAGGGAGCAGGCUAGCAGGCGGGGCCCAUGACUUCCAUCAUAGGAGCCUACACAACACAAAACACUGUUGCUGUAUGUAGGUUUUAUUUUACUUGUUUUUUAUCUUAUAUUUUGGAAAUGUACAUCCAGUUGUUUUUUCUCUUUAGAUUUUUUUGGGGGCUGCAAGACACUGGGGCCCUAAGCUUUAGCUUGUUUUGUUGUUGUUGUUUAGUCAUUUAGUCAUGUCCGACUCUUCGUGACCCCCUGGACCAGAGCACGCCAGGCACUCCUGUCUUCCACUGCCUCCCGCAGUUUGGUCAAACUCAUGCUGGUAGCUUCGAGAACACUAUCCAACCAUCUCGUCCUCUGUUGUCCCCUUCUCCUUGUGCCCUCCAUCUUUCCCAACAUCAGGGUCUUUUCCAGGGAGUCUUCUCUUCUCAUGAAGUGGCCAAAGUAUUUGAGUUUCAGCUUCAGGAUCUGUCCUUCCAGUGAGCACUCAGGGCUGAUUUCCUUCAGAUUGGAUAGGUUUGAUCUUCUUGCAGUCCAUGGGACUCUCAAGAGUCUCCUCCAGCACCAGAAUUCAAAAGCAUCAAUUCUUCGGCGAUCAGCCUUCUUUAUGGUCCAGCUCUCACUUCCAUACAUCUCUACUGGGAAAGCCAUAGAUUUACAAUACGGACAUUCGAAGGCAAGGUGGUGUCUCUACUUUUUAAGAUGCUGUCUAGGUUUGUCAUUUAGCUUGUUUAGCUUAUAUGUAAAUUCGGCACUGUAGAAGCCAGAUAUAUUUUGAAACAGAAUGGCCUCAUGUCCGCAGCGACGUAGCCACAUCAGGGUAGCUAGCUGUAGGACGUUGGACCAUGGUGUCGAAGGCCCAGGUUCAAAUCCGCAUCACACCACAAAGUUCACUAGCGAUACGGCCCUAACUCCUUUUUGCCUCCACAGAUGUUGACGGCAGGGUGCAAGGAUGCUGCGUGGUUGCACACAGAACAUGCACAAACCCAUGUGGUCUUUAGACAUGGAAAGAGGUUGUCUGAAAUACUAGGGGUGCCAAAAGUCUGGAAUUUCCCAGACAUAUCUAGAAUACUGCAGUUGGAAACAGCAUCCGGGUGGAAAUUGCUAAAAAAUGCCCGAGAAAAUCUGGAUCUGGAUAUAUGGCAAACCAUGUCAGCAGUCUCCUGACAAUUUACCUUAAAAAUAGCUCCAAAACUUUAUUAUUGAUUUUUGCAAUUUUGCCAAAAAAGCUGAACACCUUUGGGCAAAACUUUGCCAAAAACCCCCAAAACCCUCAACAACUUUUGUGAUAUAUCAGCUUAUCACACUAUAUGCCAACUCUAGUGGGAUUGUACCCCGAUAUUUCAGAUAUCUUGGAGACAUCAUUAACAGGAAGCCUAAGGCGCCUAGCUAUGCCUCAUAUCUUUUAUCCCCCCUGUUAACGGAGAAAUCUGAAGGCUCCCUCGGACAAAAAACAAGGACACCAGCCAGGAAUACCAGAGCAAAACAGCAGCCAGUAGGCUUGGUCUUUAUAGAAGACUGUCGCGACAGGACUCCCACCUGCCACAAGGUGGAACAAGAUGGAAGCCCCGAACAAAAGAGAGCCCAAACUUUUAUUAGCUGCUGACCCCCAUGUUACACCCCCCAAAACUACAUCACUAAUACAUCAUGGUUACAUCAUGAAAGCGGAGGUCUGGUGGCAGUAAUCUGAGCAUCCUGGACCCUGCCCCAUGGUUCUCCUUGCCCUCCACCAAACACCCAUGGAGUGUAACAAAAGAGAUCUUUACAUUUCCCUAUUUCCCACCCUUUUGUCUUCAUCUGGGUUUGUUAUUUCUGGAAUGGCUACCUGUCUGGCACUCAGGUAUCAGGAUGCCAGGAAUUAUCCCUCAGGCAGAGGGGUUGCUGAGUAGCUGAGCUUACAUGUCUAUAUGAAUUUCUGAAGUUUUCCCAGUGAGCCAGUACAGAGAUACAUUGAUCAGUGAAUUCUUACAUUUGGUAUCGUGCAGCAGAGGCCCUUUGAAUAGAUAGGAAGAAACUGUGAUGAAGUGUUUGUGGGGACAAAUCACAAAAGUCACAAAAGCGAUUGUGCUGGUUUUGGUAGUGGGCUGCAUGUGCAUGAUAUCUGCUGGAGGGGCAACCCCCCCCCAACCUAUACAUAAAUUCCUGCAACACCCCCCAAUAUGUUUCACAACUUAAACCCUUUUUGAGUACAUGCCCUUGAAAGCUGUUAAAAUGAAGAAAAUAGAGACAGAGAGAUUUCACAGUGAAAGUUGUCUCACUGACACACAGCUUUCAAAAUUGGGUUCUGGUCCCACCAUGGGAAAAGGUCUGGGAUCCAUUUCCCCUUCCUUCCACAAACCUUCCUGUGCCUUUAAAUACUGCUCUGAAGAAUCCCACUCAGAGACUAUUCCUCUCAAACGGUUAAUAUUAUUUGCCCAGAUUUUUAAGGAGCUCCCAGCCAAGAAGUGUUGGCAAACAAAGCUUCCAGGAAGCUAUUGGGGGGGUGGUUUGUUUUCACCGAAAGGCCGCUGUCCUCCAGACCACCUCUUCAUGGUCAGAGAGAGAGCACUUAAAACGUGAAAUAAAACAAAACCCCAGCCCAGUGGGGAAUCGAGCAAAUUCACAGAAAAUUAAAACAGGCAGAGAGAGAGAGAGCAGGACCUCCAGCGUUUCCGCAGGGAAGAAUAUCACCAGUUGAGCAAAAGUUUUUCCCGAAGAUGCAGCUCUCUGGAGAUCGUGGACUCAUUGAAACACUUUUCUUGCUCUCAAACAGAAAGUUAACAAAGAAACUGUGUAUGUGUGUGUUGAGGGAGGACAGAAUACACGGAAUUGAAUGGUAAAAGGUGCUGAUAUUUUUGGAGUUAUUUGCAGGGCCGAGCCAGGACAUUUUGGCGCCUGAGAAAGGAUACCCAAAGUGCUCCAUUGGGGCCAUAGCUGUCGACAUUUCCCCUUUUUUAAAGGGAAAUUCCCUUAUUCUGAAUAGGAUUCCUCACGAGAAAAGGGAAAAGUUGACAGCUAUGAUUGGGGCAUCUGGUUGGGCACUGUGGGAUCGGGACGCUGGAUUAGAAGAGUCACUGGCCUGAUCCUGUGGCAGGGCUCUUUCCAGGGUGCUCCCCCCUGCCCCCAAACAAACAAAACACAGCAGGGAGCGGACAGACACAGGCUAUUAGUGCAUUUCUAAUCCAGCGUCCCGAUUUGCAUUUAUCGUGCAUUAGUGACAUUCAGAAGCUUUGGGCCAAAGUUCAUAAAAUCAUGCACGAAGGUGGAUAGAGAAAAGGCCCCCCCCCCAUCUCUCAUAAUGCGAGAACUUGUAGACAUGUAAUGAAGCUGAAUGUAGGAAGAAUGUAGGUGCAUGCUCUGGUUAUCUCCCGCUUGGACUACUGCCAUGCGCUCUACGUGGGGCUACCUUUGAAGGUGACUCGGAAACUGCAACUAAUCCAGAACGCGGCAGCUAGACUGGUGACUGGGAGCGGCCGCCGAGACCACAUAACACCUGUCUUGAAAGACCUACAUUGGCUCCCAGUACGUUUCCGAGCACAGUUCAAAGUGUUGGUGCUGACCUCUACAGCCCUAAACGGCCUCGGUCCAGUAGACCUGAAGGAGCGUCUCCACCCCCAUUGUUCUGCCCAGACACUGAGGUCCAGCGCUGAGGGCCUUCUGGUGGUUCCCUCCCUGCGAGAAGCCAAGUUACAGGGAACCAGGAAGAGGGCCUUCUCGGUAGUGGCGCCCGCCCUGUGGAGCACCCUCCCACCAGAUGUCAAAGAGAAAAACAACUACCAGAUUUAUAGAAGACAUCUGAAGGCAGCCCUGUUUAGGGAAGCUUUUAAUGUUUAACAGACUACUGUAUUUUAAUACUUUGUAGGAAGCCACCCAGAGUGGCUGGGGAAACCCAGCCAGAUGGGCGGGGUAUAAAUAAUAAAUUAUUAUUAUUACAGUGGUACCUUGGGUUAAGUACUUAAUUUGUUCCUGAGGUCAGUUCUUAACCUGAAACUGUUCUUAACCUGAAGUACCACUUUAGUUAAUGGGGCCUCCCACUGCCACUGCGCCGCCAGAGCACAAUUUCUGUUCUCAUCCUGAAGCAAAGUUCUUAACCUGGGGUAAUAUUUCUGGGUUAGCGGAGUCUGUAAUCUGAGGUACCACUGUAUUAUUAUUAUUAUUAUUAUUAUUAUUAUUAUUAUUAUUAUUCAGAUAAAAGGAAGUCAUCCUUCACAUAGCGCAGAGUUAAACUGUGGAACUCCCUCCCACAAGGCAAAUUCAUGGGGGAGAGGACUAUCACGGCUACUAGCCCUCUGCUCUUCCUCUGCAGUUGGAGGCAGAGAUGAUUCUGAAUCCCCGUUGCUGGAAUCCACAGGAGGCUCUUGUACUCAGGUCCUGCGUGUUGGUUUCCAAAAGGCUGGACUAGGUGGGCUACUGGCCUGAUCCAGCAGCCUCUUCUUAUGUCUGAGGCAAACACCUGAAUCUGUUGAAUGCCCAGUUGAAAUGCAUAUUCAGGGUACAUGAAAUUUAUUACGGUCAGAGACCAGCUUGAGGAACACAAAUGGAACUACAAUCCCAAUAGCAAAACAAACAUUUAAAACAAUAUACAACAAUGGAUUUUUAAAAGUGCAAUAGGCAUAUAAACACAUAAAAACUUUAAAAUAGACUACCUUAGAGAAAUGAUCCAACGUCGCCCAUGGAUCCGGGUUUGGGAAUUUUCUUAACAAACUAGAAUGAAUCGGGGGGUGGUCUGCGCCUACAGAUCUGUGCGCAGAAUCUGGCGACAAUCCGGGUCGUCUUGUGGUCUUUGCCUAACAGGAGAAGAUCAAAUUUUUGCCUUACUGGGAGGUCAGCAAGCCUCACCGGCAGGGGGUCAAUGGUUUCUCUACAAAGGGACAUCUAAAAAAUAUGUGUUCAGGGCUUCCUAUAUCCCCCAAUGGACAGGCGCAAAUUCUCUGGUCAUAUGGGACUUUUUUAAAGGAUCCUUCCAAGACCGGCGAGGGCAGAGCCGAGCUUCUGGCAAGUGUGAAAGCCCUUCUUGCAUUUUUGGAUACAAGAAAAAAGAGAGAUGCUGCUGGUGCAACUAUAUCUCUCUCGAUUUCUACAAUUUUGUAGUCAGGGCGCCUUAAGCAGCCCUGUUGUCGCUCGGUGUCUAUAAUUCUUUGCCUAACUAAUGCUUUUGCUUGGCCCAAGCCCAGACUUAGAAGGACUUGAGGGGCAAAACCCAGUUUCUGAAGAGUGUUCAUAUUCAGUGUUUUUCGCAUUGGCUGCUAAAUUAAACCAGUGCAGUCAGUUAUUGACAACUCAUCUAGCAAGCAGGUGGUUCCUUGUAAGUGCCAGAAGCAGGAAAUAGCGACCGGAUUUCUUGGAUUUCUUGGAAGCUGAUAAUAGCCUUGCCUCAAUGUCUGGCUGUUCCUCUGUGUGUAUAUGUCCCCUCUAGGGUUCCAUCGUGGUGGGGAUUGACUAUGACUGCAGGGAGAAGAUGAUGUACUGGACGGAUGUUGCUGGAAGGACCAUAAGCCGGGCGAGUCUGGAACAAGGGGCAGAACCAGAGACGAUUAUCCAAUCGGGUAUGUGAAAAUUUCUUGUUCUUUAAGCAAUAAGGUAAAGGUAAAGGGACCCCUGACCAUUAGGUCCAGUCGUGACCGACUCUGGGGUUGCGGCGCUCAUCUUGCUUUAUUGGCCGAGGGAGCUGGCGUACAGCUUCCGGGUCAUGUGGCCAGCAUGACUAAGCCGCUUCUGGCGAACCAGAGCAGCGCACGGAAAUGCCAUUUACCUUCCCGCUGGAGCGGUACCUAUUUAUCUACUUGCACUUUGACGUGCUUUCGAACUGCUAGGUUGGCAGGAGCAGGGACCGAGCAACGGGAGCUCAUCCCGUCGCAGGGAUUCGAACCGCCGACCUUCUGAUCUGCAAGUCCUAGGCUCUUUGGUUUAGACCACAGCACCACCCUUUUUAAGCAGUACGUCGUGGAAAAUUUAAUAUAAAGUGAUUUAAAUAGAUUUUUUUUAAAAAAAUUAAAUUAUAUUGCUGUUGCUACUGAUAACUUGAAUGGAAAUGUAGUUUUACCUUAUGAGUGUUCCUUUUUUCAUUUGACUUUUCGAAACUCCUGCCAUGAAAGACAAACUGGAAUCGGGUAUGUGGCUCGCUUCCUCUGGGUUCCUAGUCCACGUUGGAGGUUGUGAAAUACUGCCCCCACCCCUGCUCAUAUUUGCAAAGUCAGGAAACUUCCCCUAAAAGGGAAACUUGGCAGAUUUUUGCUCCGAAGGAGUCUGCAAAUCUCCAGGGAUUGUUCUGGAGGAAGCAGGAUAAGUGCAGGACGCACCUAUCACAUGCAAUGCCCAGGGCAGGUGGGUGGGUUGGGCAGAAUAGGUAUUUUGCAGCAGUUGAAGGUGUGCUUUGUAAAUGCCAGGCUGCAUUUCUGAAAUGUUCAUUGAGGGGCACCAAGAGGCAGGGAGGACUUUGAGGUGUGCCAGACUAUCGGGCUUCGGAAAUCUGGUAAGGCUGGAUCAUUAGUUUUGUUGAAUUAGCUAAGCUAAACAGUCUUAACUGGAUGUUGAAUAAAUGUGCAAUUAAUCAUAAUCUGGUGAACUGGGUUCGCUUCCUCGCUCCUCUACAUGCAGCUGCUGGGUGACCUUGGGCCAGUCACACUUCUCUGAAGUCUCUCAGCCCCACUCACCUCAGAGUGUUUGUUGUGGGGCAGGAAGGGAAAGGAGAUUGUUAGCUGCUAUGAGACUCAUUCGGGUAGUGAUAAAGCGGGAUAUCAAAUCCAAACUCUUCUAAUUGUGACUGUUUUGAAUUGCAUUGCGCAAUUCCUUAUUGGAUUGUGCAAACUGCUCUUGUGCAUAAUGGUUUUUAUAGGUUUUCUCACUUCCCAGAAACCUGGAAGUGGCAUGAUGAACAUGCAGGCUGUACCCCUUUCUUAAAACCUUGAGGUCAAUGAAUCCUUGAGCCUCCAUCAAAGUCUUUUCUGGACUUCUCAUCCCGCAGGGCUGAUGAGUCCAGAAGGCCUCGCCAUCGACCACCUCCGAAGGACCAUGUUUUGGACAGACAGCGGCUUGGACAAAAUUGAGAGUGCCCGGCUGGACGGCACAGAGCGCCGCGUCCUCUUCGCCACAGACCUCGUCAACCCUCGUGCCAUCACGGUGGAUCCCAUUCACGGGUGAGUGGCAGGCCCCACAGAGAAGCAGAAGGGAAAUUUCUGAAGUCGUUUUGUGACAAUGACACAGUCUGAAGAGCAUCUCCUUCUGCCGUUUUUGCAUCGAUUGCAAAACAACGCAAAUGAACCAGGGUUUGUGCGGGUUUUAGGCUGCAAUCUUAUACCUACUUAUUUGAGAGUAACCACGCUGAACUUACCAUAUUUUUCCGUGUAUAGGACGAUGCUUUUUGCAAAAAAAAAAAGGCAAAAAUUGGGUGUCGUCUUAUACACGGAUAGGGACGCGGGUGGCGCUGUGGUCUAAACCACAUAGCCUAGGACUUGCCAAUCAGAAGGUCGGCGGUUCGAAUCCCCGUGACGGGGUGAGCUCCCAUUGCUCGGUCCCAGCUCCUGCCAACCUAGCAGUUUGAAAGCACACCUGUGCAAGUAGAUAAAUAGGUACCACUCUGGCAGGAAGGUAAACAGCGUUUCCAUGCGCUGCUCUGGUUCGCCAGAAGCGGCUUAGUCAUGCUGGCCACAUGACCCGGAAGCUGUAUGCAGGCUCCCUUGGCCAGUAAAGUGAGAUGAGCGCUGCAACCCCAGAGUCGUCCGCGACUGGACCUAAUGGUCAGGGGUCCCUUUACCUUUUACCUUAUACACAGAUAGUGAAUGCAGAGGGGGGACGUGCGAUGAAUGGCAGUAGCAAGCAGGAGAUUGGCAGUGGCGAUUGGACGGGUGAUUGGUGGCUGUGGCAAGGCCUGCUGGCAACUGGCUGUGGCGAGGCGGGCAGGCAACUGGCAGCUGCGGCAAGUGGGCAGGUGGGCUAUUGGUGGUGGCAAGCGGGCAGACGAUUGGCAGCUGCGGCGAGGUGUGUGAUAGGCAGUGGUGGGCAGGCGGGUGAGCGACUGGCGGAAGUGACCUCCCCCACCCACUCCAAAAAGCUAAACAACUUAAUUUCUAAAUUUGGGGUUAAAAAAAAUAUGGGCCGUCUUAUACAUGGGAGCAUCUUAUACAAGGAAAAAUACAGUACAUCUUCAAUUUAAAAAACAAUGGGAAAAAUAAAAGGGCAAAAUGAACAAGGGGAUGGAGCAACCCCUCUAUCAUAGAAUCAUAGAGUUGGAAGGGAUCUCCAGUCUAGUCCAACCCGCUGCAAUGCAGGAAUCCUGGCCACAGCUGCCCCUGGGUGGGUUUGAAUGACUUCUGGGUAACAGCCAGACACAUUGGCCCAUUGUGCCACAUCAUCACUGAGCAGACAUGCACAGGGUUGUACAGGUAAUAAUUUUGAAGUGCAAUCUCAUUAUUUUGUUACCCGUUCAACAACCCUGUAGGGUAGACCAGUACAGUGGUGCCUCGCAAGAUGAAAAGAAUCCGUUCCGCGAGUCUCUUCGUCUUGCAGUUUUUUCGUCUUGCGAAGCAAGCCCAUUAGCGGUUUAGGGGAUUAGCGCUAUUAGCGGCUUAGCGGGCUUAGCGGAUCAGCUGAUAAGCGGCUUAGUGGCUUAACGGAUCAGCUGUUAAGCGGCUUAGCGGCUUGGGAAAAAGGGGGGGGAGGAAAAAACCCCGCAGGAACUCGCAAGACAUUUUCGUCUUGCGAAGCAAGCCCAUAGGAAAUUCGUUUUGCAAAGCACCUCCAAAACGGAAAACCCUUUCGUCUAGCGGGUUUUCCGUCUUGCGAGGCAUUCGUCUUGCGGGACACCACUGUAUUGUCAUUAUCCCCAUCUUACUUGCAAUUGGAGAGCCGAGGCUACAGGCAGAGGAGAGAUCCAGCCAGGGGGCUUUUCAGUGUUUGGUCCCUUAGCUAUAGCAGCUCACCAGCACUGUCAGUUUCACUCUGAUGCCUAUUCAGACUGCUUAUAUUAGCAAGAUUCGAACCGCCCACUUUCUCAUCAGCAAGCCCAAGAGGCUCGGUGGUUUAGACCACAGCACCACCCACUGAACUCCCGUUGCUCUGUCCCAGCUCCUGCCAGUUUGAAAGCACACCAGUGCAAGUAGAUGAAUAGGUACCGCUGUGGUGGGAAGGUAAACGGCGUUUCCAUGCGCUCUGCUUUCUGUCACGGUGUUCUGUUGCACCAGAAGUGGUUUAGUCCUGCUGGCCACAUGACCUGGAAAGCUGUCUGUGGAAAACGCCGGCUCUCUCGGCCUGAAAAGCGAGAUGAGCACCGCAACCCCACAGUUGCCUUUGACUGGACUUAACCGUCCCAUGGUCUAUUAUCUUUUUUUAACCUUUAAAAAAAUGUCCCCGUCGUUAUUUGUUUCCCCCCUUUUUCUGUUACAACUGUAAAAAAGCAAAACAGAAGUCAGAUGCCAAGACCAGCACUCUAACCAGCAGGUAUUAAUCCCCAGAGGUUUGGUAACACAACAACAAAAAGCAUUUUUGCCUUCUUUCCAAAAACUCAAAGGGAGUCAGCCAGUGGUGCAGAUCUCAGGAAUUCCUCAAGUGCAAGAGGUGCUCACAGAAGCUUUCCCAGGCACUCACAGAGUCAUAGAAACAGAGUUGGAAGGGACCGCCAGAGGUCAUUCAGCCCAACCCCCCUGCAAUGCAGGAAACUUCAUUGUAAUUUGUGGAAGAAGCUUUUCAGUUGAAGCCAAUAAAAUAAUUACAGUGUAGGUUUGGUUCUGGUAUGUGUGUGCCUGUUUCAUGUCCAUGACAGCUGUUGACCCCUACCUGGGAAGAGGUGAUGAAGGAACUUCCCGAAAUAAUGGGAGUAGCCAGCACACGAAUCUCGGGUCUCACUUUGUUUGUGUAACCACUUUGAUGCGCAGCCAACCGUAGUUGCUCUUGGCAUCUCCCUCCAGGAAUCUGUACUGGACGGACUGGAACCGCGAAGCGCCCAAAAUCGAGACGUCCACUGUGACUGGGGAACACAGGCGGAUUUUGGUCAACCAAGACAUUGGGCUGCCCAAUGGCUUGACCUUCGACCCCUUCUCCAAACUGAUUUGCUGGGCAGAUGCAGGUAAGGGGCAUUUCACGGAGAGAAAUGGAGGGGGUCAGGAAUCACAAUCGGGCUUUUAAGGACCCAGCAGUCAAGAUCUACCACAUUCAGGGCUGCACUUUAUGUUAACAUAAUUGGGUUGCCUGCAUACAGAACCUCAUUUAUUUCCUUGAAACCUGUGUGUAUAAACCUUGACUAUAAAGGUUGAGAGUGUGCUCUUAAAAACCAGAAAGGAUCUGACUGUGCGGCGUAUUUUAUUUAUUUUAUUCCCUUGCAUUUAUACCCCAUUUCCCUCCAUUAUGGAAGCCAGAUUGCGUCCAGGCGCUAACCCACUCAAAACAUUGACCAGACCUGGAGCUGCUUAGCUCAGCAAGGUGGUGGCUUUGUGAACCUUCAGACCAGCUUUCCUCAACCUCGGCCCUCCAGAUGUUUUGAGACUACAAUUCCCAGCAGCCCUGACCACUGGUCCUGCUAGCUAGGGAUCAUGGGAGUUGUAGGCCAAAAACAUCUGGAGGGCUGAGGUUGAGGAAGCCUGCUUCAGACCAUAACCUGGGACACACAAAGGUGAUGUGCAGGCAUUAGGAAAAUGAUAUUUCAGGAACGCUUGUCUCCUGUUACAGAUCACCUAACUAAAGACACCUCCCUCCCUUUCCCAUAAGCAUUCUGGCGCUUCCUGCCCACAGUCCGUCUUUUUAGGCUAAUGCUCCACUCACAAUGUGCCCCCCCCAAAAAAGGGAUGCCCAAGUCAGUCCUUCACUUAAGGUCAGCCCAAUUCUGCAACCCAAAUCAUCUACCGUAUUGGCCCGAAUAUAAGCCGCACCCAAAUAUAAGCUGCAGCUUUAAAAUUGGAGGUGGGGGAAAAGACAAAAUACCCGAAUACAAGCCACUUCAUUCCUCGCUGCUCCUGGCUGCAUACUGGUGGCGGGGGGGGGGGGAGACGUGGUGCGUGUUUCCCCUUCCUCGCUCUCUCCCUUCCCAGCCUUGGGGGAAGAGGACAGGGGGCUACGCGCAGGGCGGGCGCCGGUUUGCCACGCUCCUGGCUGCAUACUGUAAGGUCGCGAAUAUAAGCCGCACUUUCACUUUUUACAUUUCGAAAAAAGUGCGGCUUAUAUUCAGGCUAAUACGGUAUUUGCAAUUAUGGACCUGAGCAAGGAAGAGAAUGCCCCCAAUUUAACUCUCCCUCUUUUUGGUUUGGAAAAAGGAACCAAGAAGCUGGAAUGCGCACUGCCUAACGGGACGGGGCGUCGCGUCAUCCAGAACCACCUCAACUAUCCCUUCAGCAUCGUGAGCUACGCCAAUCACUUCUACCACACGGACUGGAGAAGGUAGGUCCCAAAGGCUGGGAGAAAAGCCUUUUUCAACAUAAAGCUGAUUCCACCUUAAGUGACCUGCAAGUUUGGGUUGAUGUUCUUCUCGCACUAUGAAGGUAUCCACACACUUGGCCCAACCAUUCCGGAUGUGAAAAAGUCACUACACGGGAGAGUUUGUCAUCUCCUGCAUUGCACAGGAAAAGUGUCUUGGGAAGAACUGUAGAAUCAGGCCUCAAAAAAUGGCUCACCCGCUGGUGUUUGGGGAACCUGGGCCAGUUGAGGGGGUCAGACUUAACUCUGACCACUCACAACACUUUAAAAGAGUCUUGCAUUAGCUGGGGUCAUUUUUCAUCAUUAUGCCUCUUAAUCUAGCCACUGCUCUUGAAGGAAUGAUGUUGCCCUGGAUGAAAACCAUUUUCCCUCCCCAAUUUUCUGCUCAGGGAUGGCGUCAUAGCUGUGAACAAAGACAGUGGUGCUUUUACAGGUGAAUAUCUUCCAGAACAGCGAACACAUCUCUAUGGAAUAACAGCCGUUCACCCAUACUGCCCAGGAGGUAAGAUCUGGGGUUUUGCCAGAAAUGUAUGUUGCUUAACCACAAGCAUUUUCUGCUCCCUGGGAAAAUUCUUCUUUUUAGUGAUUUUUCUCAGGGCUGUUGCAAAACUGUUCUUGCUGCUGACAUCACAGUGCAGUAGAACAGGAAACAGCCAGGACUGAGGGCAAUUUACCUCUAAAAAGGUAAAGGGACCCCUGAUCAUUAGGUCCAGUGGUGACUGACUCUGGGGUUGCGGCGCUCAUCUCGCUUUACUGGCCGAGGGAGCCGGCCUACAGCUUCCGGGUCAUGUGGCCAGCAUGACUAAGCUGCUUCUGGCGAACCAGAGCAGCGCAUGGAAACGCCGUUUACCUUCCCGCCGGAGCAGUACCUAUUUAUCUACUUGCACUUUGACGUGCUUUCAAACUGCUAGGUUGGCAGGAGCAGGGACUGAGCAACGGGAGCUCACCCCGUCGCGGGGAUCUGAACCGCUGACCUUCUGAUUGGCAGUCCUAGGCUCUGUGGUUUAACCCACAGCGCCACCCGCGUCCUCUACAUCUGAUUAAUUCCUAUCAGAUCUGCACUGUGGGAUUCCUAGCAGAAAUGUGCUGUGAACUCAGCACAUCGAUAGGAUUCCUGACUGGGCAGUGAGUGAAAAGGAAGAUCCAGCUAAAAACUAAACGGUGCCAAAACUGGGGCCUUGCAACAAGUUAUAAAAACCUUGCAAGGGUAGGAUGUUUUUCGCAGAACAUUUUGGCCUCCUCAGAAGUGCGUCAACUUAUAUCUUUUAUUCGGCAGAGAAAAAAUGGUUUUUUGGCCAUCAGAGAGGCAUAUCACCACCUAUGAACUACACACACACACACACACACACACACACACACACACACACACACAGCUGGGAGGGACAGGAAGGAGUUUGCAUCUUCUUUACCUUAAGAAUUGUCUUCCUUCAAGUUAACCCUUGCUGCUUCUCUUUUUGCAGGAAGAAAAUAAGCUACUGGUACUUGGGGCAGAAGAAAUGACCGGGGGGGGGGGGGGAGAGGCAGCUGGAAGGAGACUCCCACUGAGAAGAUAUUAUUGUACAGAGUGCAAAAGACCCCUCUCCCAACUACAUGAAGACAACCAGCAAUAUGUACUGAAGGGAAUUAAGCGGUUUAACUUAGAGCAAAAUUAUCCAGUAUUUUUUAAGUUAUACCUCAAAUCUUUUUACUACUGUAUUUUUUUUAACUGAAAACAUUUUUUUUAUGUAUUGCCAAGAUGAAAUGGUGCUAUACCCUUUUGCUGAUGGGAGCAACUUUGUAAAAAAAUAAUAAUUAUGAACAUAUACAUUUAUCCUUACUCUAUUGUUAUUUUAUUAGAAAACACAAGAGACUCUCUGCUUUUAAACGGGUGGCGUGGCAGCAAUCUGUAUAGGGACUCUAUCUGUAUGUACGGGAAUGGCUUCUGCAAAAGUGCCUUAAGAAGUCCAUGUUGGUUUUUUAAAGAGCUCUGGUUGUACGAGAAAGGUGGAAGUAGUUUAAGAGCCAUGCAAAGGGUAUUUUGCAAAAUCCAAUGCCCACGUCCACCUCUCGCCUCUUCUGACUGUUUUUAGUAUUUAUAUGAGAAUAUGCUAGAAUGAACUGGCUCAAAUCUACCCUCCCCACCCCCCCAGGGCUCUGCGCGAGUGAGGUGUAUGUGCCAACACCUGACUGAAACUUCUGGUCUUUUCUAGGCUACUCCAUGAAUUUAAUAAUAAUAAAAAUAAUAAAUUUUCUAAAUUUUC